GGACGCUGUUUGAGUGAUCCUGGUAAUAACCAGUAUUGGGCAGGAAGCAGAGCCAGACUUGUUAUCUGUGUGUCUUUGGCUUAUUGUUCAUUAAUAUUGUAAUACAUGGUUUGUUUUGCAUACUCUAGGCAGCUGACAUACAUGUUAAAGUCUGAGUAUGUGGCUUAGUGUUUGGCAAUGAAUCCUUGUGACCGGAAACUCCUUGCUGGAGGCCGUUGUAAAUAGCGUGAUAUUUCACACGCGCCCAUUCCCAGAGCUCCUAGCUCACAUUGAUGCUGGAUUCAUAGUGAGUCUCUGACAAUGUUCCACUAAUAUGUGGUGCCUGCUCAGAUGAUUGGUACCACGGGAGAGCCUAGGGAACCUCGGUGAUGGAGUGUAAGGGCUAACUAAACCACCCUCCCCUGCUACUCCUCUAGAAAUGUCAUAAUUUCGUCAUGUAAUUAACGUGGUGCUCAUUCUAUUCUACAGGAUGAUUGAAGAGAGCGGAAAAAAGAGGACGAUGGCCGAAAAGCGUCAGCUCUUCAUGGAGAUGAGUAAGUCCUGAAUUUACCUAUUCCGCUAACCUGCAACUCUGCUAACCUGCAAUCCCGCUAAUCUGUAAUGCUACUUUGCGUUUUAACACAUUCAGUUAUUGGGUGUUGGUUAAUUGCCCCACCCCCACCCACCAGUUACAUUGUAAUGUCCGUAUCCCUUUAGUGUAAAAGAUAUUGGGGGUUUAGUUAAUGCCCCCUCAGUGUGAGCUGCUGUGUUCCCUGAGUAUUCUACAGACAGCAGUUACAUUGUAAUGUCCGUAUCCCUUUAGUGUAAAUAUAUAUUUUGGGGGUUUGGUUGGUAGUGUGAGCUGCUGUGUUCCCUGAGUAUUCUAAUAUUAUUAUUUUUUUUUUUAAUAUUUGCAAUAUUUUAUUUUUUUCUGGAGUGGUCCUUAGUGUGUUUAGAUUACUGACCCAUCUCUCGUUUCAUAAUGAAAAACUAUUAAAUUGGCCUUUUAUUCCAGCUCCAGGAGAGCCUCCUAUCUCCAUUCUCAGGAGUUCUCACUACACUGACACAGAUCUGCUACUAAUGUUCCUCAUAUUGCCGCAUUGAUGCAAGUUUGGCAGCUGAGAUGAACUACCAGGGAGAUUUCUGAAAGUUUGGAUUCACCUUGAAAUUAUCGCUUUUUUUAAUCCUUCAGAGAAAGACCAUUAACCCAUAAACCUCUUCAGUUGGCUAAAGACUUUAUUGGACUUUAGUGUGCCUUUAACUGCUACUAGUAACCCCGUUAUCGUAACCGCUCCCUAAUCUCAGUAUAAAAACAAGAUCAAACAGAAAUCCGCCCUCCAGCUAUCUGUUUCCCCUCUUACUUCCGCCCUUCAUUAAUCCACCUGAGUAGAGCGGGAGGGUCAGUGCCUGUCCGUGUCCUGGCUGUUCUACCAGUUCAAUUUGGGUUCUGUCAGUACUGUACGUUCUUGAACUACGACAUCCCAUAACGCAAUACAGUAAACCACGUGGGGUCCAGAAUGCUGCUAAAGGUUUCUUUUUCUUCUAAAAGCUAUAUAAAGUUGAGCGUGCAAUAUUAAAAGUAAAUACAGGUAAUUAAUCAGUCCGUAAGCAGUAAAACACAUCCUUUUAUGAAACAGAAAAUGAAGCAUUAAAGGAACAUUAUAGAGUAAGGAACCAAACAUGUAUUUCUGACACUAUAGUCCUGAAGUGGCUGUUUAGGUGAACGUCCCCCUACGACGGACUAGCCCCACCGUGCCGGGAUCUAUUUCUCAUUGAGAGGCUAUUGCACAUUCCCGGCAAAAUCCCUUGCUGCAUCAAUUAGCAUCUCCUCAUAGCAGUGCAUUAAAUCAGUGCGUCUCUAUGGGGAGCGAUCAGCGUCUGCAUGCAGAGUGUGGCGACGCUGCAUUAAAUCGGUGCAUCUGCAUGGGAACGAUCUGCGUCUGCAUGCAGUGUGGAGAUGCUGCAUUAAAUCGGUGCAUCUCCAUGGGAACGAUCUGCGUCUGCAUGCAGUGUGGAGACGCUGCAUUAAAUCGGUGCAUCUCCAUGGAAACGAUCUGCGUCUGCAUGCAGAGUGUGGCGACGUAAUGCAUUAAAUCAGUGCGUCUCUAUGGGGAGCGAUCUGCGUCUGCAUGCAGAGUGUGGAGAUGCUGCAUUAAAUCAGUGCGUCUCUAUGGGGAGCGAUCUGCGUCUGCAUGCAGAGUGUGGCGACGCUGCAUUAAAUCGGUGCAUCUCCAUGGGAACGAUCUGCGUCUGCAUGCAGAGUGUGGAGACGCUGCAUUAAAUCAGUGCAUCUCCAUGGGAACGAUCUGCGUCUGCAUGCAGAGUGUGGAGACGCUGCAUUAAAUCAGUGCAUCUCUAUGGGGAACGAUCUGCGUCUGCAUGCAGAGUGUGGAGAUGUUGCAUUAAAUCAGUGCGUCUCCAUGGGAACGAUCAGCGUCUGCAUGCAGAGUGUGGAGACGCUGCAUUAAAUCAGUGCGUCUCUAUGGGGAGCGAUCUGCGUCUGCAUGCAGAGUGUGGAGACGCUGCAUUAAAUCAGUGCGUCUCUAUGGGGAGCGAUCUGCGUCUGCAUGCAGAGUGUUAAGACGCUGAACGUAGGUGCUGCCCAUUGUGCAGCUCUGGCACAGGAAGCACAUCUAGUGGCCGUCUGAGUGACUGCCCCUAGAGGUGUCGUAAUGUAAACACUGCCUUUUAAAAUUAAUCUAGACAUAUCUGUAAACAUGUAACUGGAAAGCACAUAACACUAUGUAUCCUAAUCUGUUCUAGGAGCUGAGAACUUUGACCUCAUUAGACUUUCCACGUAUCGGACCGCAUGCAAGCUUAGAUUUGUGCAGAAAAGAUGCAACUGUAAGUUUGGUUUUAUAUUUCAUAUUUUGUGAUAAAUAAUAUUUAGUGAUUAAUUGGAGCUUUCUACUUUCACGGUUUGAACUGUAGUGGUUAUUGUCCAAGUAGUGCGGCACAACCCUCACUCAAGUCUGAAAUCCGCAUUAGAAUGGUACAUUUUGCCUAUAUUUGGAAGACGUUGAUAGGCUGUGCUUGUCAGCUCACACUCUGUGUGCUCCUAGUAUACUGUGUGACGCAGAAUCACAGGAUGGCGCCAGUGGCCUGCUAGCACCAUAACCACUACCAGAGGUUAAGGGUCUCCUAAUGGAAUAAUAAAAUGAAAGACUUGCAUCCAGCUGAUAUAACUUCUGGAAGCAGGAUAAGACGGGACUGGAUAAACUCAGAUGCUAGGUAUCAGGGAUGCCAUGGGGGCUGAUGGUCAUGGGACCACUCUCUGUUAUUAGUUAUAGAUUGUUUGUUUGAAUCUUAGUACAUCUGGUCGACAUCUGGAAUAUGAUUGAAGCCUUCCGUGACAAUGGCCUUAAUACACUGGAUCACAACACCGAGAUCAACGUGUCCAGACUAGAAACCAUUAUCUCCUCGAUCUACUACCAGCUGAACAAACGCCUUCCAUCCACACACCAGAUCAGCGUCGACCAGUCCAUCAGCCUUCUGCUCAACUUCAUGAUAGCUGCCUAUGACAGGUGUGUGCAGAAUUGGAAUCGACAUCCUGUGAUUUGGUCUUCCAAAGUGUCUUAUACAACGAUGAAUUUAUCUAGUGGUUAAAGUCCUGAUAUGUGACCAUGGGGAGACUAAAUAGCAUUCCUUAUUAAUGGGUGCUCCAAGCACCAUAACCACUUCAAUGAUGUGAAGUAGUCAUGGUGCUGGAGUCGUUAUGUGUGAAUAUAACAGGCUAAUAUCUCAUCUGUGCAUAUUUGGCACCAUGUUAAUUCUGCUAAUUUUUUUGCCAUAAAAACAAAAUGGUUUCAUUUUCAAUCAGAUGAUAAUUUAUUAUGUCAUGAUUCCCUUUUAUUCCAGAAGUUUGGUCCUUAAGGGGUCCUUGAAUUCUCUUUUUAGUGAAUAACUCAAUAAUCAUUGUGACUCAUGUGAGAUUCUGAAAUGUAAUUGACCUCUUACACGGAGUGACAGAGGAGGGUGCGAUGUUUUAAUGCAAGAAACAGAUCAGUGAUCAUUCUGUUAUUGAACAGAGCUAGCCGACAGGUGUCAUGAAAGGACUCCUUCCUUUGCUAUAGCACCAACAUAUACUGCAGCGCUGUAAAAUUCCAAUGUGGAAAUAGAAAAAGACAAAUUAUUACAAGUGUUUAAAGGAAGAGUUUAAUGACGAUCCUGUUCGAAUGAGCUUGCAAUGUAGAGGUGAUGGAGUGUGAAAGCACAAUGGGAAGAGAAACGUGGAGGAUUAAAUAGCACAAAUUAUGGCUUUUAAAAUGAUCACAAUCUUCCAGAAAAAUGAUUUAUCUACACAAGUUCCCCUAGACUUUAAUGGGGAGUUCUGGAGAUAACCAUUUUGAACAGUUUUUCUAACAGAUUGUGGCCAUUUCUAAAGUUUAUCUAGAAACAUUAAACGGAUUCCUAACUUAGAACAGGAGACGAGACCUCAUUAAGGAUUGAAAGUGAUCCCAGGUGGCUAUUCUCCACCCGGAGAAGCUAGUUUUAAGAGACUUAUUAAAGGUUUGACGAGUUAGGAGAGUCUAAUGGGAAAUGCAGGCUGUUUCGUAAAUGGAUCUUGUGUGGGAAAUCCUGACAAUAGUACGGGCAUAUAAAUAUAAAAUAAACAAGUGUUUAUUAGAAAUCACAUUGUGCUGUAAUGUUUUUUUAUUGUAGCCAGUUACAGGCAGACAUGGCGUACAUGGAGUUAACCCGCUAUCUCCCUUCUACCUUACUAACUAUUCAAACUGGGCUCUCUCCACCCCCAACUCUAACAGUAGACAGCCUUACGUUUUCAUGCCCACCGAGAUAAAAACACCACAGUUCAUUGUCACUGCUUGCUUUCUCCAUUAAGAGGGCCUUUAGCUUGGUCAGCGAUUCUUCCGUUUUAUUAAUAGCUCAGUGACCCACUCUACAAUUGUAAUAUAAAAUAUAAGAAUAUAUAUUCAGCGACACGUCUCCAUUAGCCUCCUCCCAGUGUUAGAGCGGACUCUGCUGCUUGGUUGUAGAUUAAAGGACGACUAAAAGAUGUCGAGGUGAAAGACCCCUCUAGUGACCAUCUUCCUGAGAGCUACUAGAGGCACUUUCUUUGAGACAUGAGUCGGACUCCGUCAAUGCAGCUAAUAAAGCGGUAUGUGAUUAGCACAGUGAAUUGCUGCGCAUGCACACUAGCCGCCAAUGCUUCCUUAUGGCGGAUCUUGAUGAUCUCAGCCUAAGAGACGGAGUGAAACCACCUUUUAAAUCUUUACGGGGGGAGAGCGGACUCUAAAUUGUCAGGGGAACUCUGUAGCGAUAGAAAUACGUUUGAAUUCUAUAGUGUUCUUUUAGGCAUCAGAUGCUCUGUUGUUGGCUAAAGCAGGCCAGGACUCAGAAUAGAUGCUUACAAUUUGGAAGGACAAACUUUCUCUGGGGUGCUUGGGAGAGGCUCACAAAAUUCAGAGUGAGGCGGUGGUUUUUCUUGGCCGGGAACAGGGAUCUGAUGUAAUUUCCUCCUAAUAAAAUACAGUUUGUGUUUUUUAGGUUAAGGAUGAGACUGCUGUGCUAGCGGCUAAUUACAGCGAAGCAUUGCAUUCUGGGGGAUUAUUGUCACUAAUUACUGCUGGUGGCAACACUUAAUUCUCAUUAGAACAGGGAAUUACAGGUUUAUUUACUACAGUGAGAUUUCAAAGUGAAUUUCAGAUUUAAGGCCAGAGCCCACUUAGAGAACUUUUCCAGUUCAGCUGUUUUGAAAUCACUUUCAAUUCUCACCUUAGUGAAUAAACCUUUUACACUAAAAUCAAUCUAUGCUUUAAUUAUGGAAUGCUUACAUUUUUUCUAUGGUAGAAUCAGUCUACGUAGAUAAUUGGAUGACUUUUAAAACAUUAAUAAACUGAGCUGAGGCAACUAACUGCAUCCGUGUUUGAGCUCACAUCCACACGUCUUUCCCAUCCGACAUUGGGUUUUCUGGCCUGACAUUUCUUUUCCCGUCCCACAUUGGUUUUCCCGUCCCACAUUUCUUUUACCGUCCCACAUUGGUUUUCCCGUCUCUCAUUGGUUUUCCCUUCUCUCCCUGGUUUUCCCUUCUCUCCUUGGUUUUCCCUUCUCUCCUUGGUUUUCCCGUCUCUCAUUGCUUUUCCCGUCUCUCAUUGGUUUUCCCUUCUCUCCUUGGUUUUCCCUUCUCUCCUUGGUUUUCCCGUCUCUCAUUGCUUUUCCCGUCUCUCAUUGGCUUUCCCGUCUCUCAUUGGCUUUCCCGUCCCACAUUGGUUUUCCCGUCCCACAUUGGUUUUCCCGUCCCACGUUGGUUUUACCAUCUCUCAUGGCUUUUCCCGUCUGACAUUGGUUUUACCGUCUCUCAUUGGCUUUCCCGUCUCUCAUUGGUUUUCCCGUGCCACAUUGGUUUUCCCGUCCCACAUUGGUAUUCCCGUCUGACAUUGUUUUUUGUUGUCUGAGAGUCUAAAGGGACAGUAGCGCUAGAGCGGUUACUCCAGUACUGAGCGUGUCCUUAUUGAUAUGAGUGGGAUCUCUGCAGGCAGCCAUUGCCGAUUAUAGCAUGACGCUGUGUGUGAAUGUGCAUUGUGUCUCCCAUAGUAAUAAAUAAUGCUACAGUGGGUGAGAUCUGGUUAAAACAGAUUUUGAUGUAUGUGAAUGAUUGCUUGGGAAUGUUCACCGCGAUAGACCAAUUCAGAUAUUCUACUUGAUGAGUGUGUUCGCAAUGCGGCUGCUUUUACAGUAAAAUCCAUUGUUGUGUUCCAGCGAAGGCCAAGGGAAGCUGACCGUUUUCUCCGUCAAGGCGAUCUUGGCCACCAUGUGCGGAGGGAAAAUCCUGGACAAACUUCGAUGUGAGUACCCUUUCUGAAAUUGGCAUUGUAGCUGCUAUACUGGAACGCGCUGAUAUUGAUUGGCCGGUUUAUUACGUAAUAAGGUGGAUAUUAAAUGGGUGCUUGAUUUACUGGGUAUUGUCCGAUAUGAAUGUGCUAUAACAUUCCUUGAAACGGUAAAGUGGUAAAUAAAAUGCAAAUUAAAACCAGCGACAAUGUUUCAGCCCCAGUGAUUUCUGGGUAUACCUUGCGUUAGUAUAACUCCGGAAUCCAUCCCCCCUAUCAGAAUGCCCUGUCUCUAAACUGGUCUCUUAUUUUGCUUCCAAUAGACUCCAGAACAGUUUCAAUCAGCUAGCGCCCUCUGCUGGACAAACUGUGGUCAGGUUGGUGUGUGGGAAUGUGUGAAUUAGAUUUACAGUGUACUAACCUCACCCUGACACCGGGAGGAAGUAGCCAUUACCUCGAGGAUGUAACCUUUUAACCUGCGUCAUCAAACUUCAUUUACUGACAAUCACUGAGUUACGUGGGCUCGUCAAUAUGAACGAGCUGUGCUCUAACCCUGCACGUGUUAUAAUGUGCUCGGAACAUAGAGUGAGAACACGCUCUGUAGCUGCUGGAGACACUGUGUUUUAAGCGAUUAGGGAAUGGCUGUCAGAAUGAGUGCUAUAAAUGAUUAAUUUCUUUAACCCCUUAAGCACACGACAUGUGUGACAUGUCAUGAUUCCCUUUUAUACCAGAAGUUUGGUCCUUAAGGGGUUAAAGCUUGGUUGUGAUAAAGAUACAGUCCACGCUAUUUGUGGCCUCGGAAUACCAGUCUGUUCCUGCUGCGUGCCCAUGAAGUGGCCUGAUGGCUGCCCUGCCCACUAGUCCACACUAGCCGUGUCCUCCUGAGUAUUUACUGCUGAGGCAAAACACGAGCUGGCUUAGCCACUGUUUUAUGUUAGCUGUGUCUGUAGGUCAUUAGUCUCCUCUGAUUGAGCAGAAACCGGCUGUGGCUGAAGUGGCUUGAGGGCUGCACUGCCCACUAGUCCAUGCAAGCUGUGUCUGUGGGGGCACUGGUGGGGCAGAGUCUGAUAUAAUGGUGUUUUAUUAGUGGCCCAGCCCCCUCUGGUCCAUACUGGCUGUGUCUGUGGGGCACUGGUGGGUCCGAGUCUGAUAUAAUGGUGUUUUAUUAGUGGCCCAGCCCCCUCUGGUCCAUACUGGCUGUGUCUGUGGGGGCACGGGUGGGGCCGAGUCUGAUAUAAUGGUGUUUUAUUAGUGGCCCAGCCCCCUCUGGUCCAUACUGGCUGUGUCUGUGGGGGCACGGGUGGGGCCGAGUCUGAUAUAAUGGUGUUUUAUUAAUGGCCCAGCCCCCUCUGGUCCAUACUAGCUGUGUCUGUGGGGCACUGGUGGGGCCGAGUCUGAUAUAAUGGUGUUUUAUUAGUGGCCCAGCCCCUCUGGUCCAUACUGGCUGUGUCUGUGGGGCACUGGUGGGUCCGAGUCUGAUAUAAUGGUGUUUUAUUAGUGGCCCAGCCCCCUCUGGUCCAUACUGGCUGUGUCUGUGGGGGCACGGGUGGGGCCGAGUCUGAUAUAAUGGUGUUUUAUUAAUGGCCCAGCCCCCUCUGGUCCAUACUAGCUGUGUCUGUGGGGCACUGGUGGGGCCGAGUCUGAUAUAAUGGUGUUUUAUUAGUGGCCCAGCCCCUCUGGUCCAUACUGGCUGUGUCUGUGGGGCACUGGUGGGUCCGAGUCUGAUAUAAUGGUGUUUUAUUAGUGGCCCAGCCCCCUCUGGUCCAUACUGGCUGUGUCUGUGGGGACACUGGUGGGGCAGAGUCUGAUAUAAUGGUGUUUUAUUAGUGGCCCAGCUCCCUCUGGUCCAUACUGGCUGUGUCUGUGGGGCACUGGUGGGCAGAGUCUGAUAUAAUGGUGUUUUAUUAAUGGCCCAGCCCCCUCUGGUCCAACUGGCUGUGUCUGUGGGGGCACGGGUGGGCAGAGUCUGAUAUAAUGGUGUUUUAUUAGUGGCCCAGCUCCCUCUGGUCCAUACUGGCUGUGUCUGUGGGGCACUGGUGGGUCCGAGUCUGAUAUAAUGGUGUUUUAUUAGUGGCCCAGCCCCUCUGGUCCAUACUGGCUGUGUCUGUGGGGCACUGGUGGGCAGAGUCUGAUAUAAUGGUGUUUUAUUAGUGGCCCAGCUCCCUCUGGUCCAUGCUGGCUGUGUCUGUGGGGCACUGGUGGGCAGAGUCUGAUAUAAUGGUGUUUUAUUAAUGGCCCAGCCCCCUCUGGUCCAACUGGCUGUGUCUGUGGGGGCACGGGUGGGCAGAGUCUGAUAUAAUGGUGUUUUAUUAGUGGCCCAGCUCCCUCUGGUUCAUGCUGACUGUAUGCGGGGGCACUGGUGGGGCCUAGUCCAAUAUAGUGGUGUUUUUUAUAGCAGGACACUUCUAUGGAUGAGUGGGCAGAGACUGGGGUGAUUGAGCUGCCAUGCCAGGCUAUUUGAUAGGUAUUUGGGCAGAUCAUGAUAUGUUUGAGCUGUUCUAAUUAUUGAGAUGCCCUGUCUGGCCUUUUACCAUCCGUCCUUCGCUAGUCUAGCUCUAGAACAUGGUCAUUCUUUAUCUCUGCUCUGUGCCCUAUGUUUCAGGAAGUGUGAUCAGAAUAUCUUUGUGACUUCUACUUUUAAUGGACAAAAACGAAUUCAUUUUCACUAACCCAAUAGUGUUUUAGUUUUAUAGAAAGUCAAACAGUAUUAUAUCUAAUUUAGCACAAUAUAGUUGCAGCCUGUUCCUACGUUUGAGUAUCUUGUAACAUUGAUAAAUAUGUCUGGAAGAAUUUUGUAGAGGUUAUAGAAGAAACGGAAAGUGUGGUGGAGGGCGCACGCUGAGGUUAGAACAAUCACACAUAUUUGUGAAUGUUGCAAUGUCCUCUUCUGCGUAGGAGACACUUAUACAUGCUUUCUGUGUGCCUUGUGUUGCUGUUAAUUAUUUCUAUAUAUUUUGUAGAUAUUUUCUCCCAGGUGUCAGACUCUAGUGGGUUAAUGGUAUAUGCCAAGUUUGACCAGUUCCUGAGGGAAGUUCUCAAGUUGCCAACGACUGUAUUUGAGGGGCCUUCGUUUGGGUACACAGAGCACUCAGCGCGGACGUGUUUCCCACCACAGGUAGUGAACAGUAUCGAGCAGCAACCCUUCUAUACUAUCAUUACUUAACCUGAGCCACAUACAGUAGCCCUGCUAUACUAUCAUUACUUAACCUGAGUCACAUACAGCAGCCCUGCUAUACUAUCAUUACUUAACCUGAGUCACAUACAGCAGCCCUGCUAUACUAUCAUUACUUAACCUGAGCCACAUACAGCAGCCCUGCUAUACUAUCAUUACUUAACCUGAGUCACAUACAGCAGCCCUGCUAUACUAUCAUUACUUAACCUGAGUCACAUACAGCAGCCCUGCUAUACUAUCAUUACUUAACCUGAGCCACAUACAGCAGCCCUGCUAUACUAUCAUUACUUAACCUGAGCCACAUACAGCAGCCCUGCUAUACUAUCAUUACUUAACCUGAGUCACAUACAGCAGCCCUGCUAUACUAUCAUUACUUAACCUGAGUCACAUACAGCAGCCCUGCUAUACUAUCAUUACUUAACCUGAGUCACAUACAGCAGCCCUGCUAUACUAUCAUUACUUAACCUGAGUCACAUACAGCAGCCCUGCUAUACUAUCAUUACUUAACCUGAGUCACAUACAGCAGCCCUGCUAUACUAUCAUUACUUAACCUGAGCCACAUACAGCAACCCUGCUAUACUAUCAUUACUUAACCUGAGUCACAUACAGCAGCCCUGCUAUACUAUCAUUACUUAACCUGAGUCACAUACAGCAGCCCUGCUAUACUAUCAUUACUUAACCUGAGUCACAUACAGCAGCCCUGCUAUACUAUCAUUACUUAACCUGAGUCACAUACAGCAGCCCUGCUAUACUAUCAUUACUUAACCUGAGCCACAUACAGCAGCCCUGCUAUACUAUCAUUACUUAACCUGAGCACAUACAGCAACCCUGCUAUACUAUCAUUACUUAACCUGAGUCACAUACAGCAGCCCUGCUAUACUAUCAUUACUUAACCUGAGUCACAUACAGCAGCCCUGCUAUACUAUCAUUACUUAACCUGAGCCACAUACAGCAGCCCUGCUAUACUAUCAUUACUUAACCUGAGUCACAUACAGCAGCCCUGCUAUACUAUCAUUACUUAACCUGAGUCACAUACAGCAACCCUGCUAUACUAUCAUUACUUAACCUGAGUCACAUACAGCAGCCCUGCUAUACUAUCAUUACUUAACCUGAGCCGCAUACAGCAGCCCUGCUAUACUAUCAUUACUUAACCUGAGUCACAUACAGCAGCCCUGCUAUACUAUCAUUACUUAACCUGAGCCACAUACAGCAGCCCUGCUAUACUAUCAUUACUUAACCUGAGUCACAUACAGCAGCCCUGCUAUACUAUCAUUACUUAACCUGAGUCACAUACAGCAGCCCUGCUAUACUAUCAUUACUUAACCUGAGUCACAUACAGCAGCCCUGCUAUACUAUCAUUACUUAACCUGAGUCACAUACAGUAGCCCUGCUAUACUAUCAUUACUUAACCUGAGUCACAUACAGCAGCCCUGCUAUACUAUCAUUACUUAACCUGAGUCACAUACAGCAGCCCUGCUAUACUAUCAUUACUUAACCUGAGCCACAUACAGCAGCCCUGCUAUACUAUCAUUACUUAACCUGAGUCACAUACAGCAACCCUGCUAUACUAUCAUUACUUAACCUGAGUCACAUACAGCAGCCCUGCUAUACUAUCAUUACUUAACCUGAGCCACAUACAGCAACCCUGCUAUACUAUCAUUACUUAACCUGAGCCACAUACAGCAGCCCUGCUAUACUAUCAUUACUUAACCUGAGUCACAUACAGCAGCCCUGCUAUACUAUCAUUACUUAACCUGAGCCACAUACAGCAACCCUGCUAUACUAUCAUUACUUAACCUGAGCCACAUACAGCAACCCUGCUAUACUAUCAUUACUUAACCUGAGUCACAUACAGUAGCCCUGCUAUACUAUCAUUACUUAACCUGAGUCACAUACAGCAACCCUGCUAUACUAUCAUUACUUAACCUGAGCCACAUACAGCAGCCCUGCUAUACUAUCAUUACUUAACCUGAGUCACAUACAGCAACCCUGCUAUACUAUCAUUACUUAACCUGAGCCACAUACAGUAGCCCUGCUAUACUAUCAUUACUUAACCUGAGUCACAUACAGCAGCCCUGCUAUACUAUCAUUACUUAACCUGAGUCACAUACAGCAGCCCUGCUAUACUAUCAUUACUUAACCUGAGUCACAUACAGCAGCCUUGCUAUACUAUCAUUACUUAAAGGAACACUUUAGUGUCAGGAAAACAAUCCAUUUUUCCUGCACUAUAGGGUUAUUAGGUUCCCCCCCCUCCCGCUGGGCUGAAGGGGUUUAAACACCUUCAACCACUUACCUUAAUCCUCCCCCUGCCCACGUCAGCUCUGAAUGCACAUGCGCGCCUAGAGCCGUGCGCGCUUUCAAACCGCCCAUAGGAAAGCAUUACUUAAUGCUUUCCUAUGGAUGUCCAGCAUCAUCUCAGUGUGAUUAACCCUCAAUGUAAACAUAGCAGUUUCUCUGAAACUAUGUUUUCAGCUGCAGGGUGGCACUCUGACCACUUAAUUGAGCUGAAGUGGUCUGGGUGCCUAUAGUGGUCCUUUAAAGAUAUACAUGCUUAAUAAAGCAGUGUUGGUGUAUAGAUCAUGCCUCUGCAGUCUCACUACUCACUUCUCUUUCUUUUUACGCAAUCCUAGCCACACCUCCUUUGUCUAUGACUGGCACAACCUGCAUGAAAAAAUGGUUUAAUUUUCAACCAAAUGUUAACUUACUUUAGAAGCUGUUAUCUCCUGCUCUAUUAACUAAACUUUAAUCACACACAGGUGUCUCCUGCAGGGUCUAGCAAGCUAUUAAUAGAGCAGGAGAUAAGACCUUUUAAAUUAAACAGAAUUUAUAAUUAAGGAAGUGUAAACGUUAGAUGACUCUUUACAGGAAGUGUUUAGGAAGGCUGUGUAAGUCACAUGCAGGGAGGUGUGUCUAGGGCUGCAUAAACAAAGGGAUUUAACUCCUAAAUGGCAGAGAAUUGAGCAGUGAGACUACAGGGGCAUCAUCUAUUGUAAACACCCAAACUGCUUCCUUAAGAUGAAGUUGUUUUGGUGACUAUAGUGUCCCUUUAACCUAUACAUAACCCCACAUACUGCCAGCCCUGACAAAAUGUAAUUGUUGAAUUGUUGCAAAGUGCCUAUUAUUUGACUGUUUUGUUUUGCAGAAGAAAAUAGCACUAAACAUGUUUUUAGACACCGUGAUGGCUGAUCCCCCUCCCCAGUGCCUUGUCUGGUUACCUCUCAUGCAUCGACUCGCCCACGUGGAAAACGGUGAGUGUUUUAUUCUAGUGCUCCCUCUUUUAAUGAAUAUUAAUUCUCUCCUCCAUCAUUGCCCAAAGUUCUGAUAUGAUUUCUGUACUGUUGUCAAUCUAUGCUUCCGUCCUUGGUAAGCAAAUCCAUACAUAUUUAUUGAUGACACAGAGAUCUGUCUGUUUUGUCAUGUUCUCUCUCGUUCCCUCUUGUAUUGGGUCUCCAGCUGUCUCUGCUAAUUCUGAUUGAAUGGCCGCUCACUCCACUACUGUCUGUAAUGAAUUCUGCAGCCUCUUACUAUCAUCAAACAAUGAUUUAAUACAUCUUACCCCAUUCCUAAUUCCAAAUAUUUAAAUAGCGCCGACAUAUUUUGCUGUGCUGUACAGUACAUAAACCAAACAAACGCUUCAUUCUAACAAAAAGUUUUGGCAUGCUGGAAUAGUAGGUAAGCAGCUUACAAUGCCCUUAGAAUGGACGCCCUUCUUGUUGCAGCAGCUUGUUUGUCCAUGUAUUGUUAGUGUUUUAUAAAUGAUGAGUAGUUUUGUAUUAGAGCGCUAUAUAAUUAGUGUACUCCAUCAUCUUGUGGUGUUUUUGAUUAUUGUGGACAUCCUCACUGGAAAUUCCUUCUGUUUGGUCAUAUUUAGAAUAUUUCAAAAUAUAAUUUCCUUUUUUCAUGCACUAAACCUGAUCGCUUCAAAUGAACCCUUUAUAUAGAUAUGGUCUUCAUAGUAAUUUAUACCACUGCAAGAUGAUACUAAUUAUACCGUGUCCACUGCACGAUGAUACUAAUUAUAUACCGUGUCCACUGCAAGAUGAUACUAAUUAUAUACCGUGUCCACUGCACGAUGAUACUAAUUAUAUACCGUGUACACUGCACGAUGAUACUAAUUAUAUACCGUGUCCACUGCAAGAUGGUACUAAUUAUAUACCGUGUCCACUGCACGAUGAUACUAAUUAUAUACCGUGUCCACUGCACGAUGAUACUAAUUAUAUACCGUGUCCACUGCAAGAUGAUACUAAUUAUAUACCGUGUCCACUGCACGAUGAUACUAAUUAUAUACUGUGUCCACUGCACGAUGAUACUAAUUAUAUACUGUGUCCACUGCACGAUGAUACUAAUUAUACCGUUCCACUGCACGAUGAUACUAAUUAUAUACCGUGUACACUGCAAGAUGAUACUAAUUAUAUACCGUGUCCACUGCACGAUGAUACUAAUUAUACCGUGUCCACUGCACGAUGAUACUAAUUAUAUACCGUGUCCACUGCACGAUGGUACUAAUUAUAUACUGUGUCCACUGCACGAUGAUACUAAUUAUAUACUGUGUCCACUGCACGAUGAUACUAAUUAUACCGUGCCCACUGCAAGAUUAUACAAAUUAUAUACCGUGUCCACUGCAAGAUGAUACUAAUUAUAUACCGUGUCCACUGCAAGAUGAUACUAAUUAUAUACCGUGUCCACUGCAAGAUGAUACUAAUUAUAUACCGUGUCCACUGCAAGAUGAUACUAAUUAUACCGUGUCCACUGCACGAUGAUACUAAUUAUAUACCGUGUCCACUGCACGAUGAUACUAAUUAUAUACCGUGUACACUGCACGAUGAUACUAAUUAUAUACUGUGUCCACUGCACGAUGAUACUAAUUAUAUACUGUGUCCACUGCACGAUGAUACUAAUUAUACCGUUCCACUGCACGAUGAUACUAAUUAUAUACCGUGUACACUGCACGAUGGUACUAAUUAUAUACUGUGUCCACUGCACGAUGAUACUAAUUAUACCGUGUCCACUGCACGAUGAUACUAAUUAUAUACCGUGUACACUGCAAGAUGAUACUAAUUAUAUACCGUGUCCACUGCACGAUGGUACUAAUUAUAUACUGUGUCCACUGCACGAUGAUACUAAUUAUACCGUGUCCACUGCACGAUGAUACUAAUUAUACCGUGUCCACUGCACGAUGAUACUAAUUAUACACUGCACGAUGAUACUAAUUAUAUACAGUGUCCACUGCACGAUGAUACUAAUUAUAUACUGUGUCCACUGCACGAUGAUACUAAUUAUAUACCGUGUACACUGCACGAUGAUAAUUAUAUACAGUGUCCACUGCACGAUGAUACUAAUUAUAUACCGUGUCCACUGCACGAUGAUACUAAUUAUACCGUGUCCACUGCACGAUGAUACUAAUUAUACCGUGUCCACUGCACGAUGAUACUAAUUAUAUACCGUGUCCACUGCACGAUGGUACUAAUUAUAUACCGUGUCCACUGCACGAUGGUACUAAUUAUAUACCGUGUCCACUGCACGAUGAUACUAAUUAUAUACUGUGUCCACUGCACGAUGAUACUAAUUUUAUACAGGGUCCACUGCACGAUGAUACUAAUUAUAUACAGUGUCCACUGCACGAUGAUAAUUAUAUACAGUGUCCACUGCACGAUGAUAAUAAUUAUACCGUGUACACUGCAUGAUGAUACUAAUUAUACCGUGUACACUGCACGAUGAUACUAAUUAUAUACAGUGUCCACUGCACGAUGGUACUAAUUAUAUACAGUGUCCACUGCACGAUGAUAAUAAUUAUACCAUGUCCACUGCAAGAUGAUAAUAAUUAUACCGUGUCCACUGCACGAUGAUACUAAUUAUAUACCGUGUCCACUGCAAGAUGAUACUAAUUAUACUGUGUCCACUGCAAGAUGAUACUAAUUAUACCGUGUACACUGCACGAUGAUACUAAUUAUACCGUGUCCACUGCAAGAUGACACUAAUUAUAUACUGUGUCCACUGCACGAUGGUACUAAUUAUAUACAGUGUCCACUGCACGAUGGUAAUAAUUAUACCGUGUCCACUGCACGAUGAUACUAAUUAUAUACCGUGUCCACUGCACGAUGGUACUAAUUAUAUACAGUGUCCACUGCACGAUGGUACUAAUUAUAUACCGUGUCCACUGCACGAUGGUACUAAUUAUAUACAGUGUCCACUGCACGAGGGAACUAAUUGUGGCAAGUCGGGGGAGAUAUGCGGUUGAUUCUUAUGUAGAUGUUAAUGUAUUCUCUGUAUUGCCUGUACUGCUGUUUCCGCCGAAUGCAAAUGGCGGUUUUGUAAGGGGAUUAUCCCCUCGUGCAGCAGAACCGGCAAUUCAUAUAAAAAUGCAUAACUUUUAAAAUACACGGUGGAUUUACACGAAUGGACGUUCGGUAGUUAGCUGGGGUCUGGGCGCAUCAUUCGUGAGAUUGCCGCUCAGAUCCCAGCCAAAAUAACCGAACGCCGCACAGAAAACACAUUUCUUUCAAAACCCACAAAAAGAACCGAUUGCUUUUGGUGAACCUGGUCCUGAAACUCCCGAACGUCUUGGAGGCUCAGCGGUGUUCGUGCCGUCGAAUAACUAUUGGUAAUGUUAUGCGUUCGACGACCCGGACCCGCUGAAGAACGAGGGAUCCAAGAUGGCCGACCGCCGCAUGGUCGGUAGUCGAACGACGGCCACCCAGGAGAGCCUCUAAUAACCGAUUGCAACAAUGUUGCAAUCGGUUAACUAGCGCCACACGCCUCUAAGUGUGUGGGCUAUUAGGGGGUAUCGCGUUCGGUUCACGAACGGCUUUCUAAAGUGCCGUUCGUGAAACGAAGGACAAUCCCCAUACAAAACCGCCAUUUGCAUUCGGCGGAAACAGCAGUACAGGCAAUACAGAGAAUACAUUAACAUCUACAUAAGAAUCAACCGCAUAUCUCCCCCGACUUGUAGGCAACCCUUAAAGGCACAGUCUCUAGUUAUUGUCCAAGUGGCUAGGUUUGCCACAAUGUUCCCCCAGAACCAAGCCGGCAUACACAGUCUGAUCCCAACGGAUCGGCUUGGGGAUGUCCGGAGGAGUGCUCACAGAUCAUUUCUCAAGGUCUGUUUGUCGGGACAACCCGUCGGCAUUACCGUUUUGUUUCCCUGGGCGGUAGUGAAUUGUAAAGUCAAAGGGCUGCAGCGCUAAACUCCAGCGCAGCAGCCUGGCAUUGUCUCCAGCCACACGGUUUAGCCACACCAACGGGUUGUGAUCUGUGAGCAAAGAAAAGGGUUGCCCAUAGAGAUAUGGCUGUAACUUUUUCAGGGCCCACACCACGGCCAGGCAUUCUUUUUCUAUGGCGGCGUAGCUCACCUCUCGGGGUAACAAUUUCCGACUCAAGUAUGCUACGGGGUGUUCUCCGCCAUCGGCUCCGACCUGGCUCAGUACUGCUCCCAAUCCAAACAUUGAGGCGUCUGUGUGAACAAGAAAACGUUUAGUUGGAUCGGGAGCUGCCAGUACAGGGGCAUUGGUCAGAGCCGUCUUCAGCUGAUUGAAUGCCUGUUCACACUCUGGGGCCCAGACGACCUGCCGGGGCAGGUUUUUCUUCGUCAAAUCAGUCAGGGGUUUGGCCAGGGCACUGUAGUUGGGUACAAAUUUUCUGUAGUACCCUGCGGUACCUAGGAAAGCCAGGACUUGGGUUUUGGUCCUAGGGGUAGGCCACUGGGCUACAGCUUCAAUCUUUGCGGGCUCAGGCUUCUGCUGCCCGCUACCAACCCGGUGUCCUAAGUACUGGACCUCUGCCAUCCCUAUGUGGCAUUUGCUGGGUUUCAAGGUAAGCCCUGCCUCUCGGAUCCGAUCUAUUACAGCCCCUAUGUGUUGUAGGUGCUCCGACCAGGUCUGACUGUAUAUGGCAAUAUCGUCCAGAUAUGCACACGCAUAGUCCUGGAACCCGUCCAGUAGCCGAUCCACCAUCCGCUGGAAGGUCGCGGGGGCGUUCUUCAUCCCGAAUGGCAUGACUCGAAAUUGGUACAAGCCAAACGGGGUGACAAACGCCGACUUAGGGAUGGCGUCCUCGGCUAGUGGAAUUUGCCAGUAUCCCUUACACAAAUCUAUGGUCGUGAGAUACUGACCCCUGGCCAUCCUAUCCAGCAGUUCGUCUAUCCGAGGCAUCGGGUAGGCGUCCGACACAGUUUUGUCAUUCAACCUCCGGUAGUCCACGCAGAACCGGGUGGUACCAUCUUUCUUGGGAACCAGGACUACCGGCGAUGCCCAGGGGCUAUCUGAGUGCUCAAUAACCCCCAACUGCAACAUCUCUUCAAUUUCUUUUCUCAUAUGUUCCCGCACGGAUUCGGGAAUCCGAUAGGGCGUCUGUCGCAUGGGAAGCUGUCCCGGGGUUUCUACUCGGUGGGUGGCUAGUGGAGUGUACCCAGGUAGGUUAGAAAAGGCGGCGCCCUUGGUUGCUAUCAGUUCUUGUACCUGGAUACGCUCUUGAGGACUUAGCCGCUCCCCCAGUUGAACCCCCUGGGAGGGUUCCUUCUGCUCCUCCUGCUCUAACAGAUCUGGAAGGGGCAGGUUCUCCUGAUCUUCGGAGGCGGGCGUGCAAAUAGCUGCCACGUCCUCCGUCCGCUCGUGGUAGGGUUUGAGCAUGUUCACAUGGAGCAUGCGUCUCUUCCCUACUCCUGAGCAUGGGCCGAUCACAUAGGUGGUAUCGCAUCUCUGCUCUACCACCUGGUAUGGGCCCUGCCAGACGGCCUGUAGUUUAUCGGUGCGGACAGGUUUAAGGAUUAGUACCUUCUGUCCCACUUGAAAACUACGGUCUCUGGCCCCCCUGUCAUACCAACGGCGCUGUCGUUGUUGGGCGGCCUGGAGGUUGGUGCGCACUGCCUGGGUCAAUUCCUCCAGGUGAUCCCGGAACGCCAGCACGUAGGGUACAAUUGGGGUCCCAUCUGCGCUACUCUCUCCCUCCCAAUGCUCUCUAAUGAGAUCCAACGGCCCCCGGACCCUUCUCCCAAAUAAUAGCUCAAAUGGGGAGAAACCGGUGGACUCUUGGGGCACCUCCCUGUAUGCAAAUAACAGAUGGGGAAGAAAUCGUUCCCAGUCCUUAUGGGUCUCUCCGAAUGUCCGGAGCAUCUGUUUUAGGGUGCCGUUGAAUCUCUCACAUAAUCCAUUGGAUUGCGGGUGGUAGGCGGAGUUAAUGAUUGGCUUAAUGCCACAUAUCCUCCAUAACUGCUGAGUAACCUCAGCCGUGAAUUGCGUCCCCCUAUCGGAGACCAUUUCCUGUGGGAACCCUACUCGGGAGAAUAUCUUCAUCAAGGCUUCGGCUACGGUCUCCGCGUGGAUAUUCGUUAGGGCAAUCGCCUCGGGGUACCGGGUGGCGUAAUCCACCACGGUCAGGAUAUACCGUUUCCCAGCGGGGCUGGGUUUUGGUAUUGGCGCUACUAUAUCCACUGCUACACGGCUAAACGGUUCCUCAAUGAUAGGUAGGGGACACAGUUUCGCCUUGUGGCGGUCCCCCCUCUUGCCUACCCUCUGGCACACAUCACAGGAGGUACAAUAUUGUCUCACAUCUUUAGAAAUCCCAGGCCAAAAGAAAGCGUGCGUUAAGCGAUACCGGGUCCGGGUCAUCCCUAGAUGGCCGGACAGAGGGAUAUCAUGGGCGAUUCUUAGUAACUCCUGCCUAUACUUCUGGGGCACUACUAGCUGCUUAGUUUGGAGCGUCACAGAGUUGCCUAUUGCCCUUUCCGCCACCCGGUAUAGUAACUUCUUCUCCCACCUGUACUGUUCUCCCUCCCGCCCCACCUGGUCCGUAUCUACCCUAUCCCGGUAUACCUGCAGUGUGGGGUCGGUCUGCACCUCUACUUCAAACGUGGACGGGGUGUCCCAAGUCAUGUCUGUCAAGGGGGGGUCAUGAGUUCUUACCUGAGCCUCAGAGUGUGCGGGGAAUGCCGUGGUGCGAGCCUGUUGCCGGGUGGUUACCGGAUGCGCCUCUUGUGACGGGGCCUGGGGUAGAAAAGCAGAAGUCAUCUGGCCCAAGUCAUUCCCCAAAACAACAUCGGCCGGUAGCUUUUUCAUUAUGGCCACUUCCACAACCCCCUCCCCAGCACCCCAAUUCAAAUGUACCUUGGCCGUGGGUAACCGGUACAUGGCUCCCCCUGCUACCCGGACUGCCACUGAUCCGCCAGUGUGGGCCGUAUCUGGAAUUAAAUGGGGGGCCACUAAGGUCAAGGUGGCUCCUGAGUCCCGCAGCCCCUGCACUUCUUUCCCUCCCACAAACACAACUUGGCGGUGAUGUUGCCGGUUGUCCGUGGCUUGCACAGACAUCACCUCGUACAGAACCCCCAAUGGUUCCUCGGUUGGUAUACUGGUCAGCUCCGAGUGGUCAGGUUCUGCGUGGUAGAAAUGGGCCGCCGCCCUGGGAACGGAAUUCUGCCGUACCUGGUUCCACGCCUGCCUGCUACGAUUCUGGGUGCACUCCCGGGACAUAUGCCCCCACUGCCGGCAGGUAUGGCAUUGUAUGUUGGCCCUGCCAUUGUAGCGGGCUGGCGGUGGGGGGUUUCCUGGUGGUGGCCUGAAUGGGGUAGGGUUGGCGGGUGUGGAGCUGGCUGGGUGGUGUGGUAUUGGCGGUCUUAGGGGACCCCUGUUGGUGAGCCCGUGGUGUCUCCGGGCAUCAAAGUGUUCGUCUGCCAAUCGGGCGGCUGCUGUGAGGGUGAGAGGUUUUCGGUCCCUUACCCACUCCUGUGCCUCUGGUGACAGACCGUUGAAGAAUUGCUCCAGCAAGAUGAGUUGGCGCAGUUCCUCCAUGGUGGUGGCUUGACUUGCCUGAAUCCACCCUUGGGAAGCUUGGUCCAGCUUAUGCGCCCAUUCUGCGUGGGAAUCUCUUUCGGGCUUUUUCAAUCCCCGAAAUUUCCGUCUGUAUGCCUCUGGGGUUAUGGCAUAUCUUUCUAGUAUUGCUCUUUUUACUUUAAAAUAGUCCUUGCUGUCCUCUCUGGGCACAGCGCGGUAAGCCUCUGCUGCUCGUCCCGCCAACUUGCCUGCCAGUAAGGGUACCCACAUCGUCGGUUCCAGAUCGUGCAGAUCGCAUAGCCUCUCGAAAUCCUGCAGAUAUCCGUCUAUCUCAUCCUUCUCUUCGCAGAAUGCUUUAAAUGCCUGGUACGGUAUUUUCUGCUUUGUUGGAGGGCAGAAUGAGUUGACGAUGGAUUCCGCCCUGGAUGGUGACCUCUGGGGUUGCUGUGCCAUAAUGUAGUCCUGGACGUCGGCCAUUAGCACGGUUAAGAUGUCCAGGGUUACUGGCUGUGGUACAAAUUCCAGCCGGGUUCUCAGUUCCCUCUGGUAUGGUGUUUCCUCUCUGGCAGGUGGGGGUGGACUGCUGUGUGCUUGGUCGUCCUCCAUUAGCUCUGCAAUCAGUACUGCCUUCGAUUUGUUGCUAGCGAUUUUCCCUCUAGCCUCCAGCAGCUCCUUUAGCGUCUGUCUCUUUAACGCCGUGUAAUCAGUCCCCAUUCACUGAUCGCUUUCGUCUAUUUGUUUCAUACGAAUUGCCUUUCCGUUCGGUUGUUCCUUUCAUUCGAAUGCGCUGUAUUCGGCUGUAGAGUUGGAUCCCGUCGCUUGCCACCAAUUGUAGCGGAACGCCAAUAUUAAAUCCACGAAUUCCGCUGGUCCAGAAACGAAUCCACAGUCAAGCGCUGAAAACACCAAGGCAAUAUCCCCAACCUCCCAAUAACCGGACGAGACACAGUUUUGGGAGUCAACUGACAAUCCUUUAAUCGGCACGACAAUUUAUACAAGUCCCCAUGCAAGGGGUUUCCUGAGUCCCUUCCCAGGGGCACUCCCAGAGGGGACUACAUGGGGGACUUACAGUAUAACAUAUUUCUCCCAUCAGGCACUGCUGCACGAGAGGGAUCAUCCUCCCAGAAUGCACCGUUAAGGGGAUUAUCCCCUCGUGCAGCAGAACCGGCAAUUCAUAUAAAAAUGCAUAACUUUUAAAAUACACGGUGGAUUUACACGAAUGGACGUUCGGUAGUUAGCUGGGGUCUGGGCGCAUCAUUCGUGAGAUUGCCGCUCAGAUCCCAGCCAGAAUAACCGAACGCCGCACAGAAAACACAUUUCUUUCAAAACCCACAAAAAGAACCGAUUGCUUUUGGUGAACCUGGUCCUGAAACUCCCGAACGUCUUGGAGGCUCAGCGGUGUUCGUGCCGUCGAAUAACUAUUGGUAAUGUUAUGCGUUCGACGACCCGGACCCGCUGAAGAACGAGGGAUCCAAGAUGGCCGACCGCCGCAUGGUCGGUAGUCGAACGACGGCCACCCAGGAGAGCCUCUAAUAACCGAUUGCAACAAUGUUGCAAUCGGUUAACUAGCGCCACACGCCUCUAAGUGUGUGGGCUAUUAGGGGGUAUCGCGUUCGGUUCACGAACGGCUUUCUAAAGUGCCGUUCGUGAAACGAAGGAAAAUCCCCAUACAAAACCGCCAUUUGCAUUCGGCGGAAACAGCAGUACAGGCAAUACAGAGAAUACAUUAACAUCUACAUAAGAAUCAACCGCAUAUCUCCCCCGACUUGUAGGCAACCCUUAAAGGCACAGUCUCUAGUUAUUGUCCAAGUGGCUAGGUUUGCCACACUAAUUAUAUACCGAGUCCACUGCACGAUGGUACUAAUUAUAUACCGAGUCCACUGCACGAUGGUAUUAAUUAUAUACCGUGUCCACUGCACGAUGGUACUAAUUAUAUACUGUGUCCACUGCACGAUGGUACUAAUUGUAUACUGUGUCCACUGCACGAUGAUACUAAUUAUAUACCCUGUCCACUGCAAGAUAAUACUAAUUAUAUACAGUGUCCACUGCACGAUGAUACUAAUUAUAUACAGUGUCCACUGCACGAUGAUACUAAUUAUAUACUGUAACGGACCGUUUUGCCCACAAGAGGUUAAAACUUGUUUAGGCGAUAUUCCCCUUUUUUCAGAUGCACAGACAGCUACUGCAAGCACCACUCUCCCGAACUGCAAACACACAAAUACUGGAAACAGCCGAAUAGGAAAAACCAUGCGAAUAGGUUUACACUCCUAGCAGUCAAACUGGAACAGCAUACAAUAAAUCCUCCCCCAAUAAUGAGACGACACUUCACUUUGAGGGUUAAGCAGGAACUCUCUGUAAUGGCCACACACUGGCUUUUAUGCAAGUCCCCAUGCAAGGGGACAUCCUACAGGGUGGGACACAGUACAACCAAUCGUUACAGGGGAACCGUAAAACACACCCACAAUUACAUCACAAUCCCUCCUCUCUGUCCUGGAGAUAAUUGUGAAGUAAUCAAAUUAUCUCCAAGGACAGAGGCAAGACUCCAUUAACCACGUGGCAGACAAAAGACAAUAAAAGACAUAAAAAUACAUACUGUUACAUUUAUCACAUAGAACAUACACAUUCUACCUAUCCCCAGAUAGCUUAGAUCUGAGCGCACAUUAUUACUGAAUGGCGCUCAGAUCACAUACAUACAGUUCAAUCGCCAUGGAGCCAAAGUCUUUCAUACAGUCUUUCAGUAUACAGCUGGGCUCCAUGGCAUAGCUAUCUGGGGUAGCAUGGCUUUAACAGUCUACAGAAAGGCUUUGCAGGGAAAAUAAAAGGUUUUAACUACAGAGCCAUAGUCUAAAGGGAGCAGGCGAGCAACCAGGCUUCUCCAGUGGACAGUGGCGAGGCUGGUUUCGCCACAUAUACAGUGUCCACUGCACGAUGGUACUAAUUAUAUACUGUGUCCACUGCACGAUGAUACUAAUUAUAUACCGUGUCCACUGAACGAUGGUACUAAUUAUAUACUGUGUCCACUGCACGAUGAUACUAAUUAUAUACCGUGUCCACUUCACGAUGGUACUAAUUAUAUACUGUGUCCACUGCACGAUGAUACUAAUUAUAUACAGUGUCCACUGCACGAUGAUACUAAUUAUACCGUGCCCACUGCAAGAUUAUACAAAUUAUACAGUGUUCAGUGCAGGAUGAUACUAAUUAGUAUCAUCUUGCAGCGGACACGGUAUAAUUAGUAUCAUCUCGAACUGUAAAUGUAUCGUUGGAUUUUAGGAAUCGACCAAUAUUGAUUUUGUUUAGAGCCCAUACCGAUAAUCUGUGAACUUUCAGGCCGAUAGCCGAUAACUUACCGAUAUUCUGUACAUUUACCAUUUUGAAAAAAUAAACUAUUUCUAAAGGUAUAUGCACAAAAUAUACAUGCCACAUGUAAUGGAUGCAGUGUGUUUAGACAGGGGGGCUGUGUGUGUUUGUGUAGUGUGUUUAUAGUGGAUGCAGUGUGUAUUUGUUUAGUGUGUAUAUAAUGAAUGCAGAGUGUGUCUGUGUAGUGUGUAUACAGAAUGCAGAGUGUGUUUGUGUAGUGUGUGUAUAUAAUGAAUGCAGAGUGUGUUUGUGUAGUGUAUAAUGAAUGCAGAGUGUGUGUAGAGCGAAUGCAGUGCUAGUAGUGUGUGUAUAGUGGAUGCAGUGUGUUUGUGUAUAGUGAAUGCAGUGUGCGCGUAUAGUGAAUGCAGUGUGUUUGUGUAGUGUGUUUAUAUAAUGAAUGCAGUGUGUGUUUGUGUAGUGUGUGUAUAGUGCAUGCAGUGUGUUUGUGUAGUGUGUAUAGUGAAUUCAUUGUGUUUGUGUCAUUUGUGUAUAGUGAAUGCAGUCUGUUUGUGUAGUGUUUAUAUAAUGAAUGCAGAGUGUGUGUAUAGUGUAUAGGGAAUGCAGUGUGUUUGUAGUGUGUGUAUAGUGAAUGCAGUGUGUGUUUGUGUAGUGUGUCUAUAGUGAAUGCAGUGUGUUUGUGUAGUGUGUGUACAUAAUGAACACAGAUUGUGUGUGUUUGUGUAGUGUUUAAUAAUGAAUGCAGAGUGUGUGUUUGUGUAGUGUGUGUACAAAAUGAAUGCAGAGUGUGUAUAGUGAAUGCAGUGUGUUUGUGUAGUGUGUGUAUAUAUAAUGCAGAGUGUGUUUGUUUCUGUAAGUGUGUAAUUUGUGUAAAAUGGGGGGAGAAAGGGGGCCUUUUUUAGUAAAUUUUUUUUUUUUUUUUAGUCCCCCUCCCCCCCCCUGCUUGUUACCUGGCCAGGGAGGGGAGAUAUGGCAUUCCCUCGUGGUCCGGUGGCAUGGACUCUGCAGAGGGGGCCCAGCACACUCUUACUUACCUUCCCAGCAGCUCCCCUGUCUAACACUAAGAGUGUGCUUGGUCCCCCAGGACCCUGAUGGCGGCCCUGGUCUGCAUUAUCAGCAAUAUCGGUAUCUUUAUUGGCCGAUAACGAUAUUGCUGAAAAUACAGAAUAUCGGCCAGACCGAUAAUCGGUCGAUCCCUAGUGGAUUUCACUCAUUGAGGAUUUAUUAUUACAGCGAGAACACGAGAUGUAAGUAUUUUUGAUGAGUUACAAAAUUAACAGACGCAGGGAAUAUUAUUUAGUCUAUGGCUAUGUGCAGGAUUCAUUUUGGGGGACUUUAUGGUGUCUGUGUAAUGUGUCCAUCGUGGUCUGUCUGCAGUAUAUGGACUCACAACAGUGUAUGACAUGUGUUCUCUCCACAAUUUCUCUUUGCAGUGUCUGUAUUACGUUCCGUGUGCAGCGUCUGUAUUACGUUCCGUGUGCAGUGUCUGUAUUACGUUCCGUGUGCAGUGUCUGUAUUACGUUCCGUGUGCAGUGUCUGUAUUACGUUCCGUGUGCAGCGUCUGUAUUACGUUCCGUGUGCAGCGUCUGUAUUACGUUCCGCACGUAGUGUCUGUAACAUGUUCCACGUGCAGUGUCUGUAUUACGUUCCGCACGUAGUGUCUGUAACAUGUUCCACGUGCAGUGUCUGUAACAUGUUCCGUGUGCAGCGUCUGUAUUACGUUCCGCACGUAGUGUCUGUAACAUGUUCCAUGUGCAGUGUCUGUAACACGUUCCGUGUUUUCUGUCUGCAGUGUCUGCAACACAUUUUGUGUGUUCUCUUUGACAAUCCGUAGAUAGGAAUCUAUUUUUAAUUGUUUUUAUUUAAUUGCACUGGAUGUGUAAACAUUAUUAUAAGCAAAAAUUUUACAAUUACUUGUCCCCCCACCCCAAUAUUUUCUAUUCAAUCUACACAUUAUGUUGUGUUGGUUAUCAUAUGUUAAAUGAGUGUCUGCAGCACAUUUCGUGUGUUCUCUUUGCAAUGUCUGUAUCACGUUUCGUGUUUUCUGUCUGCAAUGUCUGUAACACUUCCUGUGUGUUCUCUCAACAGUGUCUGUAGAACGUUCCAUGUGUUCUGUUUGCAUUGUCUGUAACACGUUUUGUGUGUUCUCUUUGCAGUGUCUGUAACACGUUUUGUGUGUUCUCGUUGCAUUGUCUGUAACACGUUUUGUGUGUUCUCUUUGCAUUGUCUGUAACACGUUUUGUGUGUUCUGUUUGCAAUGUCUGUAACACGUUUUGUGUGUUCUGUUUGCAGUGUCUGUAACACGUUUUGUGUGUUCUGUUUGCAUUGUCUGUAACACGUUUUGUGUGUUCUCGUUGCAUUGUCUGUAACACGUUUUGUGUGUUCUCGUUGCAUUGUCUAUAACACGUUUUGUGUGUUCUCUUUGCAGUGUUCCAUCCUGUGGAAUGUUCUUUCUGCCUAAAUGAAAGUAUGAUGGGCUUUAGGUACAGAUGUCAGCAGUGCCACAACUACCAGCUCUGCCAGAACUGCUUUUGGCGUGGCCACGCAAAUGGCCCUCAUAGCAACCAGCAUCAAAUGAAAGAGCAUUCUUCCUGGGUAAGAACCCCAUUUACAUUCCAAAAUAGUUUUACGUCUAAAACUUGUUCAAGUGCUUAAUGUGUGUCCUCUUUUUCUCAUUUUAUAAAAAGUGCAGCUUUGAAUAGAAAUAUUCACUUUUAUAAAUAAACUUUGUUACACCCCCCUGGCUAUCAAUCAGACAACCAGUCAUGUUACUUCCUGGUUUGUUUAGCUCAGUGGUGAUAAACUCAACGGGCAGCAAUUGCCCAGAGCACCUGCCUUGCAAAGACGUCUCAUUGAGCUGCAUUGAGAAGGCUGUGAUUGGACAGCCACAGAAAGUCUGGGCGGAGUUAGAAGGGGAGGGCUUGUUGUUAGAUAUAUCCCCAAUGAAAAAUUAAAUAAAAAAUGAUAUGCAUGGAAGUUUCCGUUGGAGGUAUAUACACCCCCACUAACCCUAUAGAAACCCCCCCACUAACCCUAUAGAAACCCCUCCCCACUAACCCUAUACAAACCCCCCACACUAACCCUAUACAAACCCCCCCACACUAACCCUAUAAAACCAGCACACUCACAGGAUACCAUCCCCCACAUUAACGCUAUACCAACCAUACACUUUACCCAAUGCUUACAUUAGGUAUGCCUACCCUAAUCGUACCCUUAACUUCAAGACUAAACUAUCUUUAACCCUAAAACAACAUUAACCCAUUCCCAGCAUUAAUCCUUACCUUAAACUAACCCUAUAGCUAACCAUAUCCCAAUACUAAGUAUUACCUUCCCUACUCUUAGAUCAUCCCCUCCCCUAAUAACCCCAACCCUAACACUAAGAUAACCCACUGCUAAUAUCAAUUCUGAGAUUACAAUUGGGUUUCACUAUUUAACACAGUCGAUGGUAUGUUGCCACCAUCUAUUGGCCAUGUUUAGAAUUACACUUAGUGUAAUUGUGGGUGAGCCUGGUGGCUGGGAUAUAUCCGCCAUCGUAUGCACUGCUUCUGUAAGAGCGGUACAUUUCAUACAGGUUCUGUUCGUCCUAUUUAUUUAGCAUUGUAUCGUUACUACAGCCCCCCUGACAGCACAACAGUGAAGACGUCAUUAUUCAAUAUCUACAGCUCAAUGCUAAUUCCGUGGUUGUCUACUUUGUUUUUAUAUGAUUUCAAAUGGCAAUUGAAACGGGCAUUUUGAACAUGACUUUAACUCAAUAUUUUACUAGUUGUUUGGUCAAAUUAACAUUUGGUCAGUGAACUGACAUGUGCCAAUUGUUUGAGCAAUUGGACUGUGAACUCGACCCUGUGAGCCUGGGAGCUUCAGGAAAUGAAUCAGGGAUUUGUGCGCGAAGGAAAAAAAUAGCUUUCCCCUCCCACCCACUGUGCGAUCCCUCCCGCCUAUGUCUAUUACUUGUAUUUUGUUCUUUUUUGUUUUUUUCUUUUACUUAAAACUUCCUCACUCUGAAAUUGCCUCUCCCCUUCCUUCACUGGCUCACUGACUAUGGUCCAAUCAUAGGAUUCUGUAUUAAGCAGAUGUUACAUUUUAGGUAUUUAGUGCAAUAGUUUGGUUGGUCCGUGAACAAGUUCAUUCUCCCACUACAAUGCCCAUUCGCAUUGUCCAUGUGUUCAUCGAAUUCUGCCUCUGAAUCACAAAGCAAAUUAAAAUGACCAUGGACAAACAAAAUCUUUGCACAUUAAUUACAUUUCCUUUAGUGAUUUAAUUUUUUAAUUCUUUAUUUUUGCAGUGCAAAGAGAAACAAGCACACUUCUUAUACCCCAACAGCAUAAACAAACAUCUUAGAACACAUAGUAAAACAAAUGUGUGCAGGCGAUAGUAAUGCCCCAUUUUUAAAAUGAAUAAAAACAAGAUAUGUUCUCUUGUCUAAACGUUGGACAGAUGUUAAACUGACAUGCAUGAGGAGUAAUAGUCCAUGGCCCCAGGGUUGCAGUGUAGUGCUUGCGUAUGAUAGCCAUGGCAAGUUUACAAGGAGCCUUUAUUUCAUGUUGUUACAGUUAUAUGGACAAAAUGGAGCUGAGCAUUUGUUUGUUUUGGUGGGGCUGAGGGUUGUUUUCGGCAAGGAAAAAAAGGAAUUCUGGGAAGAAGACUUGCUGGAGAAAUGUAUGGGCUGUUUAUUACCCAUUUCGUGCAAAUGACCCAAUCCCCCGCACUGUGUGUGGUCUAGUGUCUGGGAGGAGCUUUAAUCACUAAAGUGCGAUUUUCUCCUGGAAUAAAAAAACUGCAACGGAGGUACUCCUCUCCGCUACAAGUAUUCUAUAAUAAAACAAGCUUAGAAGAGACAUUCUCAGUGUGGGAUAGUAAGCGAAAGAUCAAUGCAUAAAUUGUCAUAUAAUGUCCAGCUUUAUCCCCCCAGGAGGCACCCUGUCAUGGCAGCUAGAGAUGUUCUUAAACAAGAGUAAAAAAGGUAACCGGUUAAGCACCUUCAGGAUCCCAAAGCAAAAGUAUAUUCCAAAGGUAUAGCUAUGAAGAGCAUAAAAAGUAAUGCUAUUUUACGUCCCUUAUCAAAGAAGACCUGAGGUGUGAAGAAUAAAAAUAAAGGAGCCUGAGUCCCAGAGAGUCCCAUAACACAUCCCCCUCUUAGCUUAUGCCCUCAAGAGGUAGAGUGCAGUCCAAUUGUAUGGAGAAGCAUUUCAGGCCCAAUUUGCAGCCAACGCUGGAGUCACGCCACCUUCAGUUGCUGCAUGAGCACCACUGUCCCCUUUGGGAACUCUGAUUCGGGCCUCAAAAGGUAGGAAGAUGCAGGUUGAGAAGCCAACCUCUUGCGAUGGGGUCUAGCUGCGACCAAAGUCAACGGUGUAUUGAUAUUAAGGUGGGAGAUCUCGUCCACUCUUUCACCAUUGUUAGUCUCUCCGCAUUGUGACAACCAUGUGGUUGCAAUGAGAGCGUGGUGAUAACACCACAUGUGAUUGGUCACUUGUUUGUUGCUCAAUAGCCUGUCUCUCUCAGAGUGCCAAUUAUCUCCAAAAGUCAGCAAAUAUGUUAUCCAGCUUGGCCACGAUGUCUGGCAUCUGCCAUGAUGUGUCUUCGUGUCAGCAGUCUGCUUGCUUGGCAUCAACUCUCGUGCCUGACACAGCCUGGUUUCUGCAUUAUUUUGUAUCAACAACACACAAGAUGUAUGAAAAGCGGAUCAGGUGCCUGCGAGUCUCAGAUUUCCUUACAGAAAGUAUUCAAUCUCAGGCCGUGGGCUCUAUUUAAUUGUGGUUAUCAGAUGAUUUCAUUUCCAAUGACUUCUAAUGAACUGAGAAUAGUCUCCAACACAGCUAAACCAUCAAGAAAUGUUAUUUGGCUUGUUUAGGAUCUUACAUAAUUCUUCACAGCUUCUCCCCAAAGUAUUGAAGAUCCAAACUGAUUCUCUCUCUGUACCUGCCAGUAUUACAAGAAGCCUAAUGCUUAUCAAUAUACUUUCUUUAUAUACAGAUAAGUGGGAGACAUCUGGCUAUACAGAUCAGACCUAUUGUAAUUCCCAAAUUUUGAGAGAGGUUAUUUAUAGUUUCCAUGGUCAUAUGUCUUGAAUUGGCCAUAUCCUCCUUUUAUUGCAUUAUGAGUUUCUUCUUACGUAUGAAGUUGGAGUAAAGGGUAGCUGUUAUGACAAAUACAACUUAAUUGUAAUGUUAGAGAAUCAAACUAUAUGUAUAGGUUGUCCUAGCAUAUGUUUUGAUUUCUCUAAAAUCAGAGGUUAAAAAACCUCUUCCUGUUAGUCCGUUCAGUCUGUGCCGAACCUGUGCAAUUCUUCAGAGAUAAGAAGGCCGUGCUCUGCAUGUCUGUUACUAUAGAAUCCUCUCUCCUGCUUGAAUUCAUCCUAAAGGAAAACAAUGCCUGCAAGGGGAAGAAGGGAGGAGGGGCGGGUUCUGUGUGAGAGCAGCAGCACGGAGAGAGGAGAGAAAAGGCCAGAAUGGUUAUUGCAGCAGCUUCGAACAGGCAAUCUAACAAUGGAUAGAGAGAACAGAUACGUUUUAUUUACAGAAAGCAUUAAAGUGCAUAAAGCAUAAAGUAUGAUUUUUUUUAACCUGUUAUGAGAAGUAAGUCUCUCCUUCCCAAAGAGGAGUAUGCCGGAGGGGUGCGUCUUACAGCAACUGUAACAACUGAAAAUUGACUGAUGAUCUCGGAGACAGGGAUAAUGAAAAUAAAUUUUAAAAAAUGAGCUUUUAAUAGUAUUUAAGGGACAAAACACUUCAAUUGUAAAACAGGAGUCAAACCAGAUGUUUAUAAAACUACAAAGCAUUAUCUGUUACAAUAGGUUCACUUGAAAUACACCUUUGUUUAUUUUUCAUGGAUUUUUGAACAAUUCUGCUUUUUAUCAUUCACUACAAAACUAAGAUAGACCUGUAUAUUUUGGUGAAUAUCAGUGGUUCUUAAUGUGAGAUGAUGCCUGUCAGGAUAUAUUAACAGCGGGAAACACAGCCCUUCCCGAGGCAGGGUAUACGCUAUAAUCUGUCUCUGUAUGUCACUUGUCUUGGGAUGAAUAGUUUAUUUCCUGUUUGGAUUCAUCAAUCCUAGUAGUUAAAGGGUUACUCCAACCACCAUGACCAUAGAAACAUAGAAUGUGACGGCAGAUAAGAACCAUUCGGCCCAUCGAGUCUGCCCAAUUUUCUAAAUACUUUCAUUAGUCCCUGGCCUUAUCUUAUAGUUAGGAUAGCCUUAUGCCUAUCCCACGCAUGCUUAAACUCCAUUACUGUGUUAACCUCUACCACUUCAGCUGGAAGGCUAUUCCAUGUAUCCACUACUCUCUCAGUAAAGUAAUACUUCCUGAUAUUAUUUUUAAACCUUUGUCCCUCUAAUUUAAGAUUGUCCUCUUGUUGUGGUAGUUUUUCUUCUUUUAAAUAUAGUCUCCUCCUUUACUGUGUUGAUUCCUUUAUAUAUUUAAAUGUUUCUAUCAUAUCCCCCCUGUCUCGUCUUUCCUCCAAGCUAUACAUGUUAAGAUCCUUUAACCUUUCCUGGUAAGUUUUAUCCCGCAAUCCAUGAACCAGUUUAUUAGCCCUUCUCUGAACCCUCUCUAAGGUAUCAAUAUCCUUCUGAAGAUACGGUCUCCAGUACUGUGUACAAUACUCCAAGUGAGGUCUCACCAGUGUUCUGUACAAUGGCAUGAGCACUUCCCUCUUUCUACUGCUAAUACCUCUCCCUAUACAACCAAGCAUUCUGCUAGCAUUAGGUUAGUACUCUAUCAAAUAUUCUGUACUCUGCCCUUGGGUUUUUACGUCCAAGAUGCAUUAUCUUGCACUUAUCCACAUUAAAUGUCAGUUGCCACAAUUCUGACCAUUUUUCUAGUUUACCUAAAUCAUUUGUCAUUUGGCUUAUCCCUCCUGGAACAUCAACCUGUUACAUAUCUUAGUAUCAUCAGCAAAAAGAGAUACCUUACCAUCAAGACCUUCUGCAAUAUCACUAAUAAAAAUAUUAAAGAGAAUGGGUCCAAGUACAGAUCCCUGAGGUACCCCACUGGUGACAAGUCCAAGCUUCGAAUAUAUUCCAUUAGCUACAACCCUCUGUUGCCUGUUACUCAGCCACUGCCUUACCCAUUCAACAAUAUUUGAAUCCAAACUUAAAGAUUGCAGUUUAUUGAUAAGCCUUCUAUGUGCAACAGUGUCAAAAACCUUACUGAAAUCUAGGUAAGCAAUGUCUACUGCACCACCCUGAUCUAUAAUUUUAGUUACCCAAUCAAAAAAUCAAUAAGAUUAGUUUGGCAUGAUCUCCCUGAAAUAAACCCAUGUUGUCUCUGAUCUUGAAAUCCAUGUGUUUUAAAUGUUCAUCAAUCCUAUCCUUUAACAUGGUUUCCAUCACUUUCCCCACUACUGAAGUAAGGCUCACUGGCCUAUAGUUGACCAACUCCUCCCUAUUACCUUUCUUGUAAAUGGGCACAACAUUCGCUAACUUCCAAUCUUCUGGGACUACUCCUGUUAACAAUGAUUGGUUAAAUAAAUCUGUUAAUGGUUUUGCUAGUACACCAUUUCUGCUUUCAAUGACGGUGGUGGGAUCCUUCAUUAUGUUCGGCGUUUUCUGCUUGAAACUCUACACGUACAGAGAUAUAGUUAGUUUUGUGCUGGGGGCUAAGACAUCCCCAGCACACGUGACUUAGGCUGCUUAUUGUGAAUCCUACGAAAAAUUCACAUAUGUCGCCAGAGAACGCAGUGCGCCGUCAGCAGGCAUUGAAGGUCUCCCUCCCAUCCAUCACUCCCUCCUUCAUUGAGGUCUCUGCCUAUUCUAUUCAUAGUGCUCAUGUUGUUUUUUAAUUCCCACUCUCGCUCUGUCCCUCGAUCACCUUGCAAGUUCACAGCGCGCAUGCACUCUGACGACCAAAGGCAUCUCUGUGGGAAACCGCACGAGGCCGCAUGGUGACAUCUCAUGGAGACGUGGAUGGCUACGCUGGGAGCACCUCUCAGCCCUGGAUUCCAGGUAAGUAAAAAAACUUUAAAUGCAGGUUUCACCGCUAAAUUUACAGGUGGGGGGCCUAAUGAACAGUACGCUUUGGACAUUUUAAAUAAAAAACCACAGUUUAAAGAAAUAAAAUUUAGAUAGUGUUGGAGUAACCUUUUAAGGUCACUAACAUUGCAUAAUCCUGUUUAUUUUUGACGCAGCACAGCGUUAUUAACGAUAACUUACCUCUAAUUAUACGCGUGUGAAGAGAAGGCUCGAUAUGCUGCUAUUACAGCCUACAAUACCCUAUACCGGUGUAUUUUAUAUAGUCAAUACUGACAUUUAUUGGUACGCUGCGGCCACAUUCAGAGUGUCGUUGUAUCGUACAUCCCACGGGACGCGGGUUUCAGCAUUUCUAUUUAUUUUGUUGCAGUUGCUGACAAAUUUUCUAUGCGUCUAUGCUACGAUUUCAAAUAAUCUUCUUAAUAAGAUAAACAGCGCCAUGUAAUCUCUGAAGGUUUUCAUCCCUCAAAGCGUUGCAUAGAAAAUAAAAACUUAAAAUCGGGUAAAUUCAUGAAAUUGCUGUCUAUGUAUCCCAUGUUUUUAAAUUAAAUUAUUAAAAUGAUUAUGUGAAAGGAGUUAAAACUAAUGUUGCAAAAAUGAAUACAUAGAUAUUGAAAGAAAAAGCCCUAAAUAAAAUCAAUGUGGCCAUCAUUUCCCCUGCGAGAUUCACAGAAAAUAUUAGAUGAUGGCCAGAUUGAGGCUUCUCCUUAUUAAUUCAUGACUUGCGUUCAUAAUGCGCCAACAUAUUCCGGAGCGCUGUACAAUUCUCCUUAUCACACUUCUAAAACAUUUCUUGAUCUUGAGAACGUGUGAAGCACCCAGAUUUAGAAAUAUUUUUUUCACAUUCCACAUGCAGUUCAGACUGCCAGCAGCAGAGGGAACUAGCAGUAUUCCAAAAAUUGCCAUAUAGACAGAGCAUGCACUGUAGCUCAGACUCCGGAUUCGCUCAAUCCGGAGAAAUGUCUUCGUGGCUGCCAUAAAUGGGGGGAAAGGGCAGGCCCUAUUAUAUUACAGUCUGAUUCCUGUUAUUAUUAUAUCAAGCUUUACUGGGACAUCCUUGUAGUGGAAUGGACGCUUGCUAGACACUUUUUAUUCCCCUUCCGUACCCCCUGUAGUAGAACUUCCACCUUUCGUGUGUUUUCCCCCUGUUCUUUCAUAUGGUUCUUCUUUGGCCGUUCGGGAGACUUUAUACAAACAGAAUCCCUUUGUCUCCCGAACGAGGACCACCCCUGUGCCCCAUUAGAACGUUGUCACCCACCACAUAAGUGUAAAACCGCAAGGGAAACAAUUAAUGAGUGCUUCCCCUGGGUGUCCGCCAUUUCAUAUAACCGAACAUGUGGCAGAGAGAAUUGCGGCCAUCCUGUCUCCCAAACGUGGGCAGCGGUACUUGGUCGUCGAGUGCCUGGAACUCUUUUCAGCUAGGCACUCGCAGGAACGCCGGUACACCUUAGAUUGCUGCCCGUUCCAGUUCCCGACCACCUACACAUACGACGUCCAGGAGAUAUGAACUACCGAACAGAGGGGGCAUUCGUAUCCUGAAAUAAAGAGAUUCCUUUGUAUGGUGUUUGUACAAGAACCUCACGAACUGACACCGGCCAGGGCACCUAUUUCCCUGGAACUGUUUUGGGCUAGCGCCUCGUGUCUGGCCGGUAAAACUUUACCACGAUGGCAUUCCCAUUCUGUCGAACUGAUCUGAGUGAUUCUUGGAUAUGUUGGACACUUAGAUCGGGGCUAUCUGGGAAUGUACUUUUCACAGGGUUCUUGGGUAUAGUUGAGGUACUUUUUGGGUACAGGAUAUUUUGUUGGAUUUUCCGUACCUGGGAGAUAAUUAAAUUAAAUGAGUUUUCUCAGGCAAUUAUCUCUUAGGCACAGAGCAUCCCAGGAUUGAAACCCUUGUAUUAUUGUAUGUGAAACCCCUUGCAUUGGACUGGGCCGUGUAUGUGACAAUAAACUUCAGUUGUACUCCCGGAACUGUGUGUCGUCCAGUUGCUGGGAAGGAGGUGGGAUAUUUCCUUGGUGUUUUACUUGUUCCUGAGUUUUCUUUGGUGGAUCCAGCGGUGAAGAGUCCCUGCUAGGACUAUUACUCCGCUACAUUGGUUGGCAACGUCUGGAUCCAGAGCUCACGGAGAAACAAGAACCACAGUGAAUGUUUAGAAGUCGUAGAUGGACCGUGAAUGGAGAUUGACUAUACCGUCCUAAAACGGUCCACUCUAAAGGGUCUCCUAGUGGCAAGAAGGAUAGCGGCAAGCCAUAAGAAGAACGCCACCCUCAUUGCCAAAAUCAUGGCGGAAUACCGAAUAGACGGCGCUUCGGAUCAGCACGAACGGGAAACUACCGAAUUUCAACAGGAACUACAGUUCCGGCUAUCUUUUUAAGGCGAAAACCAGUCUGAAAUUAUUGCCUGGACCAUGUCGGAAGUCCAGGAGUUCGUGUUAAAACUGAACGAAAUGCAAAAUCCCGAAAGGACACAGGCAGUGACAAUGGUACCAGAGGGUACCUUAUGGUGCAUUUAAAAACUUUGUAGAGGCGGAGGAUGAUAUUGAUGCUUUCCUCCAAGACUUUGAGACACAAUGUAUACUACAUAGUAUCAGCCCAAAAGACUGGAUGCUGCUUUUGCGUAGCAGAUAAUCAGGGCGGGCAGCCGAAGCCUACCGAACAGUCCCUGACAAGAGUAUUAGAGACUAUGUUUGUUUGGGUGAAGACCAUAAUAUUAGCCAGGUAUGCCAUCACUCCAGGCAGUUCAAGGAGGUGCGGAAAACAGAGAGUGGACAUUUCGGCUACACCGAGCCACCUUGGGGUGGGUACAAGCUCACCAAGUGAGUACCAUGGAAGAACUGUUGCAGCUGGUACUAUUGGAACUAUUUUUUAACAGGCUGGCUCCAGAGAUACAAGAGUGGGUGCGGAACCGCAAUCCCAUCACCAUCACUGAAGCAGCAAGGCGGGCAGAUGUAUACCUAGAUGCCCGCCGACCUCAUAGACCGGUCUAGCCCAGAGUCUUUCCUCGACCAGCCUUAGCCUUUCUGGACCGGUGGCACAACACAGACAACUCUGUACCUUCAACGCCCCACCACCAUGCUUCCACCAGCAGGGCCAGGUACAGCAGCUACCUUUUGGGAAGCGGGUGAGGGGGCCCCUAGACCUUAUCUGGGAACAUUGGGAAGGGGAUAUUAGCCAGGAUAGUACCCCCAAGGUUCCAUAUAUACUGGAGCUCCGUGACUGUCUGGAGGAGCUCACUAAGUCUGUACAAACAAACCUCCAGGCGGCGCAGAACCCCCAGCGCACAUGGUAGGGUCGGGGAGCCAGGAACCGUAGUUUUCAGGUUGGACAGAGAGUUUUAGUUUUAAAUCCUGUCCGUAAUGACAAGCUACAGGCGGCCUAGCAGGGACCAUACCAAGUGGCGGAAGAAAAGUGUUACACUACAUACGUGAUCGGCCCUUGCUCUGAAACGGGAGGGCGAUGCAUGCUCCACGUGAACUUUCUGAAGCCCUACCAUGAACGAGCAGAGGAGGUGGCGGCGAUCUGCGCCCCUGCCUCUGAGGAUUUUGACAACCUUCCCCACCAGACCUCCUAGGGGACGGGAGUCAGACAGGCAAGUUAGAGGAGGUCAAGUUGGGAGAACGGCUGAGCCCACAGAAGUGGUCCCAAGUGAUCUCCAAUUUGCCCGGGUACCCCUCUUUGGCUACUCACCGGGUAGAGACACCAGGUCAACUCUUACUAUGCCAACCCUUAUACCAAAUCCCUGUAUCUGUACAGGAGAGUAUGCAAAAGGAGAUCCAGGAGAUGCUCCAACUGGGGGUUAUUGAGUUCUCUGACAGCCCCUGGGCCUGCCUGGUAGUUCUCGUGCCGAAACGGGACGAUACGACCCGUUUCUGUGUGGACUACUGGAGGUUGAAUAUUAAGACAGUUUCAGACGCCUAUCCGAUUCCUAGCAUAGAUGAGUUAUUAGACUGGAAGGCUAGGGGCCAGUACCUCACUACGAUUGAUCUUUGUAAGGGGUAUUGGCAGAUUCCCCCAGCCCCCAAGGCCAUCCCUAAGUGUGCCUUUGUCACCACAUUCGACCUGUACCAAUUUAAGGUCAUGCCGUUUGGGAUGAAAAACCCUCCGGCUACCUUUCAGAGAAUGGUGGACCGGCUCCUAGAUGGGUUCCAAGACUAUGCCUGUGCCUAUCUAGAUGAUAUCACCAUAUUCAGCGAUACCUGUCAGGAGCACUUGGCCCAUAUAGGAGCUGUCCUAGAUAGAAUUAGGGAGGCAGGCUUAAUGGCACUGUAUCUGCUUCAUCUCAUUAAACUGGUUAUAGUGUCUGGAGUCCCCUGGUACCAUCAUUUCUUUCAGCAUUAAACAGUUUUUAAUGUUUUAAAGUUUUAAUGCUAAACAAGAAUCCCUGGCAGUCCACCCCCUCUGUGCUGCUUUAGCUAAUAAGGAAGUAUUAGCCUGAGCAGCAAUAGGCAGCUGUGAUUGGCUGAGAGUGUCAGCUGACUGCUUUUAGCCUGUCAGAGCUCCAACUGACGGUAUGAAUGGGUAUGACAACAAGGAAGUGUGUAAUCUCUGCCUUAGCUACACAUACAGACUGUAGGUGGCCAGGGACUGUUUAUUUUGUGCCAUACUGCACGAACAUGGUACUACACUGAAUGGAGGGACAGUACCAGGGCACUCCAGGCACUAUAACCAAUUCAAAGAGAUGAAAUGGUUAUAGUGACUACAGUGUCCCUUUAACGCUUAAGCCUAGCAAAUGUAUUAUAGGCAUGAUCGAGUUACAGUACCUCGGUCACAAAGUAGGCUGCGGGCAGCAGAAGCCUGAGCCUGCUAAGAUUGAGGCAGUGGCCUACCCCCAGAAUGAAGACGCAGGUGUUAGCCUUCCUUGGGACGGCAGGGUAUUACAGUAAGUUUGUGCCCAAUUAUAGUGCCCUGGCCAAGCCCCUUUAGUCUGGGCCCCGGAGUGUGAGCAGGCAUUCCAACAGUUAAAGCAAGCUCUAGUAAAUGCCCCUUGGCAGCUCACAAUCAAACUAAACGCUUUUUUGUCCAUACAGACGCUUCUAUGUUUGGAUUGGGAGCAGUACUGAGCCAAGUCGGAAACCGAUGUCCGAGAACAUCCCAUGGCUUACAUCAGCCACAAGUUUUUACCCCGAGAAGUAAGCUAUGCCGCCAUCGAAAAGGAAUACCUUGCCGUGGUGUGGGCCCUGAAAAAGUUGCAAUCUUAUUUAUACGGACAGCCCUUCUCCUUGAUCAUGGAUCGCAACUCGUUGGUUUGGCUGAACCGGGUGGCGGGAGAUAACGCCAGGCUGCUGCACUGUAGUUUGGCGCUGCAGCCUUUUGACUUCACCAUCCACCGCCCCAUGAAACAAAACUGUAAUGCUGACGGGUUGCCCAGAGAGAUAAAACUUGAGAAGUGAUCUGUGAGCACCCCCGGACAUCCCCAAGCCGAUCCGUUAAGGAUCAGGCUGUUGGUUACGGGGGUGCAGUGUAGCAGAAUGGACGCUUACUAAACACUUUUUAUUUACCUUUUUCAGCUAUCCGUACCCCCUGUAGCAGAACUUCCACCCUUUUGUGUGUUUUCCCCGUUCUUUCGUGUGCUUCCUCUUUGGCCGUUAGGGAGACUUCACACGAACAGAAUUCUUUCGUCUCACGAACGAGGACCACCCCUGUACCAUAUUAGAAAGUUGACACCAACCACUUAAGUCUGAAACCGCAACCGUUGACACCAACCACUUAAGUGUGAAACUAGGGCUUUGCUACAAUCCUUUCUCCUGAGGCUCUCUGGAUGGCAAGGUUUAAUGAGGGCAAAAUAUCAUUUGUAGAACAGAAAUACAACAUACCAAACCUUAAACUAGCAGUAAAGCCCACAACGUAUCUAAAAACACCUGCCUUAGAUAAAUAUAACAGGGGUUUCGUUGUAGCACAUAAAUAUUAUUGGCCACCUGUGCUAUGCAGGGAAUGAAGUCUCCUGCUAGAUACGGGGAGUGGCGUAUCCUGUAAGAUGUGAGGAAUGGCGUCUCCUGCUAGAUGCGGGGAGUGGCGUAUCCUGUAAGAUGUGAGGAAUGGCGUCUACUGCGAAUUGCAGGAAUGGCGUCUCCUGCGAGAUGCGGGGAAUGGCGUAUCCUGUAAGAUGUGAGGAACGGCGUCUCCUGCUAGAUGCGGGGAGUGGCGUAUCCUGUAAGAUGUGAGGAAUGGCGUCUCCUGCGAGAUGCGGGGAAUGGCGUAUCCUGUAAGAUGUGAGGAACGGCGUCUCCUGCUAGAUGCGGGGAAUGGCGUAUCCUGUAAGAUGUGAGGAACGGCGUCUCCUGCGAGAUGCGGGGAACGGCGUCUCCUGCGAGAUGCGGGGAACGGCGUCUUCUGUCAUAUUUUGGAAGAAUCUCACUCUUGCCUCUUUCAGGAUGCACAUCCUGCCCUUGUGAUAUGUUUUGGACCACUCGCAUGGCGUACCAUUUAUUACUUACAAAGCGCUGAGCCUCGCAUAUACAUGGCGGAACACUGCUGAAAAUUCUUCCCUUUAUAUUACAUCUGUGAAAAACAGCAGUAAUAGGAUUUUUUAUUAAACACGUGUAGGUUUUGUGUUUUCUGUAUUAAACAUAGGUGGUGAAGGAUAGCAGCUUAUUGUCUGUGCAAACAAAAUUACCGAUCUAUGUAAUCAAUUCUAAUGUGUUGUGAGUGUCGGAUUGUUACCUUGUCACUCCCAGACGCACAGCAGUGUAACACUGUGUACUUGCAGGAGACUCUUCGUGUAUAUGCAAAGAUGGACACCUAGCUCUAGCUUGUAUUAGGCUCUGAGCAAUGUGAGUGGAGGUCCAAAGGGAUUUAGUGGGAAACUGUUUGUUUGUUGUGUAAAAACAGUUUUCACUAUUAUUGUCUCUUUGUUAUUUUCUUUUGGAGGUAAAUUUCUUCUAAAGUAGCUACAUCGCUGCUAAGCAUUGGCACUAGUUUUCAUCUUUUCUCACGGCUGGUAUAUUGUAAUUAACACUAAUUGCACAAAAAUGUGUUCAUCAAGCACUUUACAAAGACUUCUAAACAUGAUUGUGACAAUAUAGGUCAAGGUUUUACACAUAUAUUCAAUGUUUUUAUUGCAUGAGCACUUUGAGGAUAUAUUCUAAAUUGGCUGUGAAUUCGUUGUGACACCUUUAGAAGUGGAUAUUUUGCAGAUUGAUUUAUUUGUAUUUUUAAGCGCUACACCAUAAUGCCAUGUUGUUGAAGAUUUUUAGAGUGUUUUCAAGCCUUACACAUGAUAGGGGUGAGCAGCUAAAUGUUCUAAGACAUAUCAACAUAUAGAUUUUAUCUUUUUUAAGCUCCUUCUAUAUAUUUAAACAUUUGCACUUUCCGUGCAUAGUACAGGAGCAGGCAUCCAGGGCUACUCCUCAAUCACCUUCACAAAGUAAAAAGAAUGGUGGAUCCACAACCUGAUAGAUCUUACUUCGGUCACCCUCCGCUAAUGGCCUACAAAGAGGCAGAUCUAUCCAAAAUCACCUAGAGCCGAAUAAAAAACGGAAAUAACACGACAAAUAUUUUUUAGCAAUCGCCAAUUUGGUAAUCUUCCAUGUCUGAAUUGUGGCUGAUGUGGUUCAGUGAUCAAGGGCCAAUCCUUUCCCUGUACUGGCAAACCGUUUACAAUUAAGCAACGUUUUUGCUUGUAAAUCUACUUCAGUAGAUCUCAUUAAAUGCCCCUGUGGAAACAAAAGAAAAAAGUUACCUGCGCUCUCUCCUUAAUCCCUAUGUAUAUUUAGACAAAUGGAGGUCAUUUAGUUGCUCCAAUGGCCACUGGAGGGAACGCCCGCCUGCCAAAGUCAAGGCAGACCCUCCUAAGCGGGUCCUAACACUGACCCUUCAGCCUGCUUCCUUGAGCUUCUGGCAAAGAUAUCUCUAAUGAGACAGAGAGGGGUAUUUUUUAUAUACACCCCUAUAUAGUUAUUAACCCUUAAUAGGGAACACAUGGGAUGGGCGGCAGCAUUGUAACAAGGCUGUGUGAUACAAAAAGUGAAUACAAAAAGAUAAGUCAGGCCAUUGGAGUAACUAAAUAACCCCCAUUUGUUUAAAUAUACAUAGGGAUUUAGGAGAGAGCGCAGGUAACUUUUUCCUUUGGGUUUUACUGUAUGUAUUGCGGCUGAUGUGUACUGCUGCCCAGGAGUGAUGGGAGUGAGCGCAGGUCUUACCUUUUUUCAAAUGCCCCUAUGGGUUGAUUUAUAUUGCUGUAACCGCCAGUAAAAUCAGGGGGCACAUAUCCAAACAAAGUGCCUGAAUCAGGGCAACCAGGGGGAAUAAAAUAUGGGUCCUUACAGUCACUGACCUGGCCCAUAGUCAGUGGACAGGAGGCCAGCUUCCACACUUCUCCAGGAGUCCGUGGCAAACAUCUGUGGAAAGCGGCGUGUGUCACAUUGUUUACCUACCCCAGGUUGGGUGGUCCCUUGUGCAUUAAUUGAUGUAAUUAAGAGAGUAUUUAACCACUUAACGCCAUUACGAUCACCACAAUGGCUUUCAACCCCUGGAGCAGGAUUGUACUUACCUCCACCGUGAUCCGCUUCUGGGGGACUGCCUGACAGCCCAGGCACCCACGGGCCACGUGAUUGCUCACAGAGCGCUCACAUGGUCCCAAUAGGAGUCCAUGGAGUUGCCUGCACUGUCAAGCAGUUCCUCUAGUGCUGGGGGAAAAGAAUUAAUUGGUGCACAAAAAAUGCGCGUGUGUCCCCCCCCAAAGAUGGCUAGGGCUGCACUCACCUGAACAUGCAUACAUUAUAGAGUGCUGCUGGGGCCAAAAUAUACAAAAUACACAAUCCAGCGCACUCGCCUAUUCACUAAACAUCAAUUUAUGGAGUGCAUUGACUUUGUGGAAGGCUGAUCCAAUGUAUAAUCAUAUAACGUAACUAAACCCACAUUAUUCUUGCCUAGGUGAGGUGUUUUUAUAUAAAACUAUUACAAUCUGUAAGACUUGAAAUUGCUGUUUAGUGAACGAGUGAGUGCGCUGCAUUUUGUAUGUUACAUAUAUACAAUUUUAUACUUAAUGUAUUUUUAUAUUACAUAUUAUACAUAUAUUUGUGACUAAGUGGCUACUUAGAAAGAAGGGACAAACCCAUUUUGAGUACCUUGGGUUGUCUACUUUUGCAAGUGGUAUGCCAUGAUGUGGGUCAUACUCAUUCCUGGGCUACCAUAUGGUCUCAAAGGCAACGUAACCAAUCUGGCGAAUCUCAAAUUGCUGAAACAGAAAUUGGCAAAUCUUUCAUUUUUGACCCCGUAACUUUCCAAGAAAUGACAAUAUUUCUUAAUUUUUCACACUUUUUUAGAUUUUAUUCAUAUAAAUUUAUGUUCCACAUAUAAAUAUGUGAUAUGAAAUGAAAGCCCUGAUUAAAAUGAUAUAUAUAAGUGUGGGUGCAUUUAAAAUAAAAGAGGUGAAUUAUGGUUAAGCAGACAUAUAGCGCAAAUUCCCGGAUUUGUUUAGAUUUUUUGCGAUCAGAACGUGUACAAUGAGCUCCGUCCUGGAGGCGUUAAACAUUGUGGUGUUAGUUGGAUCCGCAGCUUGACAUAGACACUGUGUGUCGAAACGUUGCGGGUCAUUUUAUGGUAAAAAAAUAAAUCUUCAUUUGAUUGACUUAGUGUUGCGGCUCCAUUAUUCUUUUUACUAAACAGCAUAACACAUAUAGUGCGCCUUUACCAAUGAUCCUGCCUGGAACGUCCUCUUUCCUGUACGAAUGCUGACUUUAUUUGUUAUUAUCUGGUUAAAGCCCCCCGUGUGGUGUAAGGCCAGGCCCCACUUAUUAAUGGGAUGGCCUAGAUAUUCUCAGCGUAACGCUGUCCUUCUCUCUGUUUGUCUUUUUACAGAAAUCCCCUGCGAAAAAGUUAAGUCAUGCAAUCAGUAAAUCUCUUGGCUGUGUCCCCAGCAGAGAGCUGCCUCACCCUGUAUUUCCUGAGCACCCAGAGAAACCACUCGAUCUUGCUCAAAUAGUGUAAGUAGAGUAUGAUUAUUAUAAGCAGUAACGUUAAUUAUGGUAACUGUCAUCGGAGCUAACCAAAUAUUGUCACCAGUAAUCGGAGCUAACCAAAUAAUGUCACCGGUCACCGUAAAGAAUCAAAUAAUGUCACCGGAGAUAACCAAAUAAUGUCACCAGUAAUCGGAGAUAACCAAAUAAUGUCACCGGUCACCGUAAAGAAUCAAAUAAUGCCAUUGGAGAUAACCAAAGAAUGUCACCUGAGAUAAUAAGAUCAUGUUACCCGUUACUGGAGAUAAUAAGAUCAUGCUACCCAUUACUGGAGAUAAUAAGAUCAUGUUACCCAUCGCCGGAGAUAAUGGGAUCAUGUUACUGGAGAUAAUGGGAUCAUGUUACUGGAGAUAAUGGGAUCAUGUUACUGGAGAUAAUGGGAUCAUGCUACCCGUUACUGGAGAUAAUGGGAUCAUGUUACUGGAGAUAAUGGGAUCAUGUUACUGGAGAUAAUGGGAUCAUGCUACCCGUUACUGGAGAUAAUGGGAUCAUGUUACUGGAGAUAAUGGGAUCAUGUUACCCGUUACUGGAGAUAAUGGGAUCAUGUUACCCGUUACUGGAGAUAAUAAGAUCAUGUUACCCGUUACUGGAGAUAAUAAGAUCAUGUUACCCAUCGCCGGAGAUAAUGGGAUCAUGUUACCCGUUACUGGAGAUAAUAAGAUCAUGUUAGCCGUCAGUGGAGAUAAUGGGAUCAUGUUAGCCGUCAGUGGAGAUAAUGGGAUCAUGCUACCCGUUACUGGAGAUAAUAAGAUCAUGUUACUGGAGAUAAUGGGAUCAUGUUACUGGAGAUAAUAAGAUCAUGUUACCCGUUACUGGAGAUAAUAAGAUCAUGUUACUGGAGAUAAUGGGAUCAUGUUACUGGAGAUAAUAAGAUCAUGUUACCCGUUACUGGAGAUAAUGGGAUCAUGUUACCCGUCAGUGGAGAUAAUGGGAUCAUGCUACCCGUUACUGGAGAUAAUAAGAUCAUGUUACUGGAGAUAAUGGGAUCAUGUUACUGGAGAUAAUGGGAUCAUGUUACCCGUCACUGGAGAUAAUGGGAUCAUGUUACCCGUUACUGGAGAUAAUGGGAUCAUGUUACUGGAGAUAAUGGGAUCAUGUUACUGGAGAUAAUGGGAUCAUGCUACCCGUUACUGGAGAUAAUAAGAUCAUGUCACUGGAGAUAAUGGGAUCAUGUUACUGGAGAUAAUGGGAUCAUGUUACUGGAGAUAAUGGGAUCAUGUUACCCGUUACUGGAGAUAAUGGGAUCAUGUUACUGGAGAUAAUGGGAUCAUGUUACUGGAGAUAAUAAGAUCAUGUUACCCGUUACUGGAGAUAAUGGGAUCAUGUUACUGGAGAUAAUGGGAUCAUGUUACCCGUUACUGGAGAUAAUAGGAUCAUGUUACUGGAGAUAAUGGGAUCAUGUUACCCGUCACUGGAGAUAAUGGGAUCAUGUUACUGGAGAUAAUGGGAUCAUGUUACCCGUUACUGGAGAUAAUGGGAUCAUGUUACUGGAGAUAAUGGGAUCAUGUUACCCGUCAGUGGAGAUAAUGGGAUCAUGUUACCCGUUACUGGAGAUAAUGGGAUCAUGUUACUGGAGAUAAUGGGAUCAUGUUACCCGUCAGUGGAGAUAAUGGGAUCAUGUUACUGGAGAUAAUGGGAUCAUGUUACCCGUCAGUGGAGAUAAUGGGAUCAUGUUACCCGUUACUGGAGAUAAUGGGAUCAUGUUACUGGAGAUAAUGGGAUCAUGUUACCCGUUACUGGAGAUAAUGGGUUACUGGAGAUAAUGGGAUCAUGUUACCCGUUGGAGAUAAUGGGAUCAUGUUACUGGAGAUAAUGGGAUCAUGUUACCAUGUUACCCGUUACUGGAGAUAAUGGGAUCAUGUUACUGGAGAUAAUGGGAUCAUGUUACCCGUUACUGGAGAUAAUAAUGGGAUCAUGUUACCCGUUACUGGAGAUAAUAAGAUCAUGUUACCCGUUACUGGAGAUAAUGGGAUCAUGCUACCCGUUACUGGAGAUAAUAAGAUCAUGUUACCCGUUACUGGAGAUAAUGGGAUCAUGUUACUGGAGAUAAUGGGAUCAUGUUACCCGUUACUGGAGAUAAUGGGAUCAUGUUACUGGAGAUAAUGGGAUCAUGUUACUGGAGAUAAUGGGAUCAUGUUACCCGUCAGUGGAGAUAAUGGGAUCAUGUUACCCGUCAGUGGAGAUAAUGGGAUCAUGUUACCCGUUACUGGAGAUAAUAGGAUCAUGUUACUGGAGAUAAUGGGAUCAUGUUACCCGUCACUGGAGAUAAUGGGAUCAUGUUACUGGAGAUAAUGGGAUCAUGUUACCCGUUACUGGAGAUAAUGGGAUCAUGUUACUGGAGAUAAUGGGAUCAUGUUACUGGAGAUAAUGGGAUCAUGUUACCCGUCACUGGAGAUAAUGGGAUCAUGUUACUGGAGAUAAUGGGAUCAUGUUACUGGAGAUAAUGGGAUCAUGUUACCCGUCAGUGGAGAUAAUGGGAUCAUGUUACCCGUUACUGGAGAUAAUGGGAUCAUGUUACCCGUUACUGGAGAUAAUGGGAUCAUGUUACUGGAGAUAAUGGGAUCAUGUUACCCGUUACUGGAGAUAAUGGGAUCAUGUUACCCGUUACUGGAGAUAAUGGGAUCAUGUUACUGGAGAUAAUGGGAUCAUGUUACUGGAGAUAAUGGGAUCAUGCUACCCGUUACUGGAGAUAAUGGGAUCAUGUUACUGGAGAUAUUAGGAUUUAUGUUACCAUUGGAGAUAGGUCGUGGUACCAGUCACUGGAGAUAAUGGGAUCAUGUUACCCGUUACUGGAGAUAAUGGCAUCAUGUUACCCGUUACUGGAAUAAUGGGAUCAUGCUACCCGUUACUGAAUAAUGGGAUCAUGUGCACUGGAGAUAAUGGGAUCAUGUUACCGUUACUGGAGAUGUGGGAUCAUGUUGCACUGGAGAUAAUGGGAUCAUGUUACCCCGUUACUGGAAUAAUGGGAUCAUGUGGAGAUAAUAAGAUCAUGUUACUGGAGAUAAUGGGAUCAUGUUACUGGAGAUAAUAAGAUCAUGUUACCCGUUACUGGAGAUAAUGGGAUCAUGUUACCCGUCAGUGGAGAUAAUGGGAUCAUGCUACCCGUUACUGGAGAUAAUAAGAUCAUGUUACUGGAGAUAAUGGGAUCAUGUUACUGGAGAUAAUGGGAUCAUGUUACCCGUCACUGGAGAUAAUGGGAUCAUGUUACCCGUUACUGGAGAUAAUGGGAUCAUGUUACUGGAGAUAAUGGGAUCAUGUUACUGGAGAUAAUGGGAUCAUGCUACCCGUUACUGGAGAUAAUGGGAUCAUGUUACCCGUUACUGGAGAUAAUGGGAUCAUGUUACCCGUUACUGGAGAUAAUGGGAUCAUGUUACCCGUUACUGGAGAUAAUGGGAUCAUGUUACUGGAGAUAAUGGGAUGUUACUGGAGAUAAUGGGAUCAUGUUACCCGUUACUGGAAUAAUGGGAUCAUGUUACUGGAGAUAAUGGAUCAUGUUACCCGUCAGUGGAGAUAAUGGGAUCAUGUCACUGGAGAUAAUGGGAUCAUGUUACUGGAGAUAAUGGGAUCAUGUUACCCGUCAGUGGAGAUAAUGGGAUCAUGUUACCCGUUACUGGAGAUAAUGGGAUCAUGUUACCCGUUGGAGAUCAUGUUACUGGAAUAAGAUCAUGUUACCCGUUACUGGAGAUAAUGGGAUCAUGUUACUGGAGAUAAUGGGAUCAUGUUACCCGUUACUGGAGAUAAUGGGAUCAUGUUACUGGAGAUAAUGGGAUCAUGUUACCCGUUACUGGAGAUAAUGGGAUCAUGUUACUGGAGAUAAUGGGAUCAUGUUACCCGUUACUGGAGAUAAUGGGAUCAUGUUACUGGAGAUAAUGGGAUCAUGUUACCCGUCAGUGGAGAUAAUGGGAUCAUGUUACUGGAGAUAAUGGGAUCAUGUUACCCGUCAGUGGAGAUAAUGGGAUCAUGUUACCAGUCACUGGAGAUAAUGGGAUCAUGUUACCCGUUACUGGAGAUAAUGGGAUCAUGUUACUGGAGAUAAUGGGAUCAUGUUACUGGAGAUAAUGGGAUCAUGUUACCCGUCAGUGGAGAUAAUGGGAUCAUGUUACCCGUCAGUGGAGAUAAGUCGUGCUACCGGUCACAGGAUCGCGUUACUCUACUGUUUUUAGUUUUGUUUUUUACAUUAGAAUGUUCUUAAUUUAGUGUAGAUUCUUGACCCCCUCCUUGUUUAAAAAUAAAAAAAAGGGCGGGGGGAGGGGUUGGCAGGGUUAUAAAAGCCAGACUCCUCUCUGCAGCCAGAUCUUGUAAAAUCAUCAUAAAGAUCUCUGGUCCAGGCGAAUCCUUCAUUGUGGAAAUACUGGCCAUUGCUGUCAUUUGAUAGAAAGAGGCGUGUGUUUGGUAAAAUUGAGACAUUUCUCAGAAAAGGCGAAGUUUUCUAUUAUGUGCGCCAAAGCCAUUACGUUAAAGGGAUACUCCGCUGAUUUAUUCAUUGUUAAUGAGUUCAUAAUCUAAUAAAUGGUUUAAUAUGAUGUAUUUUUGCACAUUCAGAAAUUUAUAGUUAUUCCUACAACAAAUGUUUUACAGAAUGCUACACUAUAAGCCUGCCUUCUGGCCUCCACAUUCCUUAUCAGUGUACAUACACAGCUCAGCCACGUACAGCACGGAGCCACGCAGCCUACAUACACAUCUCAGCCACUGACAGCACGGAGCUACGCAGCCUGCAUACAAAGCUCAGCCACUGACAGCACGGAGCUACGCAGCCUGCAUACACAGCUCAGCCACUGACAGCACGGAGCUACGCAGCCUGCAUACACAGCUCAGCCACUGACAGCACGGAGCUACGCAGCCUGCAUACACAUCUCAGCCACUGACAGCACGGAGCUACGCAGCCU
Pelobates cultripes (western spadefoot toad) is the source of this 47823-nucleotide messenger RNA. NCBI's taxonomy places the organism in Eukaryota, Metazoa, Chordata, Amphibia, Anura, Pelobatidae. The record is from the annotation of a GenBank genome assembly.